AAUAUUUUUAAUGCCGCACCUGGCUCUGUAAAUAGACUUAUCAUACACUUAUCAAAUGAAGUAACCUGCUUUUUGUUACUAAGGUAAAGACAUUUUGUUUUUGUAUGCUUACGUGUUGUUAUUUUCUUGCUCUGUCUUUAUAUCAGUUUCUACAGUAUUUUUUUGUUGUUCCAAGGACUCGAUCCUCUGACGACAUGUAUUCAACUCUUCCCUGAAAGAAACAGUAAUUCACACAUAUUUACAGUAUUCCAUCACUCAAAAAAUGAUAGUCUUGGGGAGAGAGAAUUCUAUAAAAUAUAAAUUUGUGUUUUUAGCUACCUUGGACCAAUAAGUGCUGUUUUUGUUUUAGUAAACAGGGUCAGUUAGAAUAGGAGACAGAAAGAGACACUAAAUGGUAGGGAGAUUGGGAUACAGGCAGACAUCAGUAUUUCUAUGAUACUACCAUGGAUAAACUAAUGUGAGAAUUCAUAGUAAAUUAACAUGGAUUUUAAAGUAAGUAGCUGAACUGAAAGUUAGAUCAUUGUUAGAGUUUGGCUAUUUUGACCUUAAAUUUGGAAUUCAAUUUGAAUUCUCACUGUAAUGGUGUAAUUGUCAGAAACCUUAUGAAGGUUUAAAUAGAGAAGGAGGCAAACAGUUAGAUUAAAGGCACACUAUAGUCACAAACGUCUUUAGCUUAUUGAAGCAGUUUUGAUGUCCCUGCAGUCUCACUGCUCAAUUCUCUGCCAUUGUUGUUUUGUGACUAUUAUGUCCCUUUAAGUAAGAUCGGAAUGCUCAGAAGCAUAUACAUCAUAUAUACAUCAGUAUCACUAUUAUAUCUUACUUGCGCUCACUAGUUAUAUGUGGUACUGCAAUUUAAAAUAUAUAUAUAUAUAUAUAUAUAUAUAUAUAUAUAUAUAUAUAUAUUUCUUCACAUAAGAUCAACUAGGCUCCGAGCACAUUUCUGAAACCUGCAUAGUAGAAUUUAUUGUUAAAAAGAUCUGUUGUUUGUAGUUAAAUCUGGAACAGCAACAUUUCAAAUGAAUUCAGCUUUAAAUCAGAGUUUCAGAGUUGGCUGCAUUAUUUUCGACAGAACAAAUAUUGCAUUUUCCAAAUAACAACUGGGUUGUGUUACUGGUAAAAAGCCCUGACUUGGAAUGCUUGAACUGGUUUGAAACUCCUUUGGUUUGAGCUUCAGAAAAAAAAAAAAAAAAGACAAAAUUAAUCAAUAAUCCUAUUUCUUUAUUUCCAUCUCAGACCUCCACACAGUGAGAUCAUCCUCCUAACCUGCACACUACUGAAACUGACUAGCAAUGUUUUUUUUUAUAUGUUUGUACUCAGAAAUAUACAAACCUGAGUUUCUGGAUCAGGGAUUCUUUGUCUUGCUGUAUACUGUCCAGUUGGUUCAUUUUUUUACGAAAUCGAUAGGUUUGAACUCUGUUUGUAUGCCUUGUAGUUUUCUUUGUCAACUCCAGGUCUACAGAAUGUGUUUCACUUUGCCUAGAUGGAAACUAAAUGUUACUAAUAUCACAUACAUUUUUACCAAAUAUUUUCAAAACACUAGAUAGUCACCUUUUAAACUAAAGUUCCAAAUCAACAAGUGUUAUGACAGCUGAUAUUUUUUGUAGAGUGUGCUCUAUUAAAAGUAGCUAAUAAUGGCACAACAAGCAAAAAAACUGUGACAAAGAAUAUUUCUAUUGGUUAACCCAGUGGUUUCCAAACUCUUUAGUUUCAAGGCGGCCUUAAUAUUUCAAUAUUUUUCCAAGGCGCCCCAAGUCAAAACUAUUUUCUAGGUUGUAUAUAUGUACAGCGCUGCGGCAUAUACUGGGCCCCUAAUCUUGAGAGUGGCACUGGUAGAUUAUUUAAAGAAACAAUCCAGGCACAAUAACCACUACAUUAGGUUGUAGUGGUAAAGGUGCCUGUAGUGCCGUAGUACCCUCCCAGGGUAAGUAGUCAAACUGUUUAAGAACAAUUUGACAACUUACCUGGGGUCUGCCGAGAUAGGGGCUGUAGUGUGUGUGUGUGUGUGUGUGAGGUGUGCAGUGUGCGUGUGUGUGUGUACAGGCAUGCAGUGUGCAUGUGUGUACAGGGAUGCAGUGUGCGCGUGUGUACAGGGAUGCAGUGUGCGCGUGUGUACAGGGAUGCAGUGUGCGUGUGUGUGUGAGGGGUGCAGUGUGCGUAUAGGGGUGCAGUGUGUUUGUGAAUAAUGUAGUUUGUGUGUGAGGGGUGCAGUGUAUGUGUACAUGGGCAGUUUGUGCAUGAUGGGUACAGUGUGUGUAAGCGGUGCAAUGUGUGUGGGGGUUAAUUGUGUUUAUGGGUGCAGUGUAUGUAUGGGGGGGCUAUUGUGGGGUCUGUGAGGAUAGGAGAACAAAUUAAUAAAUGAUAUAUAUAUUGUAUAUACUAAGUGUGAUCAUAAUGUGUUUCCUUUUCUACCAUAUAUUUCUCUGUAUCUCCUAAAUAUGAAGACCAGUGACUGUACAAUUUGCUCUCUAACGUUUGCAUGUUUAAAAAGCACAUUUUGUGAACUUCAACAUGUAGUGUAUGAUUUAGGCAAUUGCUUUCUCAAAAUACAUACUAGCAAAUGUACUGAAUUAGGCAUAGUGAGAAACCAAGGGUCGCUCCACUGCCCAAAUACAAAAUAUCACUGUUUAGUAUGUAUACCCCAAAUGAAAACAUGCAUGCAUUUAAUGAUGUAUUUUUUAAUUGGAGUUAUAUCUAAAAACAGCUUGCAAAAACUGCAGAGCUCUUGUAUGCUGCCUUUGCAAGCCCUUCUUUUCUAACCCCCGCCCAGAAUUUCUGUGGCUGUCCAAUCACAGACUUCCCAAUGCAGCUCAAUGAUAAGUCUUUGCAAGGCAGGUGCUCUGGGCAAUUGCGGCCUCUUGAGUUCAGUGGAAAUAAGCUAAUCAUACCAGGAAGUAACAAGACUUGUUGCAUGUUUGAAAAGUCAGGGGGGACCAAAAAUUACAGUGCACCUUCCCAGAGAUACAUUUACCGCGAGGCUAACAAGUCAUUUGCCUUGGGCCCCACCUUCCAGGGGGUGGCAAAAAACACCCUCCCCAAAUGCUCAGGCAAAUGCCUUGUUAAAAAUAGACACAUGCCUUGUUAACCUAGUUUUAUGUGGGCCCAAGAGCUGGCCGGCUUGCCACCUUUAUGCCCCAUCUGGGGAGGCAGCCAGUUGAGUUACGGGCGAGUGGAGAAGGAAGCUGAGCAGGAAGAGCUCACAAACCAGCGCUCCCCACAAUCACUAGGUGGCGCGCACGAAGGAGCUGAGCAGGAAGUUCACAGCUCCCUCACCGCCUACUUUGGCCGCCCUCAAGCCUGCCAGCCCGCCUACCUGCCUGCCCAGCAGCCCCACUGGACCCCAGGUAAAUAAUCCACCCAGCUCUCCCAAAAGUAGGGAGGCUGGUUAGAUUAAAUUAAAAAAAUAAUAAUAAUAAUUUGUGAGUGUUGGGUAAAUGUGUGUGUCUGCGUUUUGUUUCUCAGUGAAUGUGUGUGCGUCUGUCAGUGCCUGUGUGUGCCUGAAUCAUUGUGUGUGUCUGUCAGAUUGUGUCACAUCAGUGAGUGUGUGUUUGUGUCAGUCAAAAUGCGUGUUAUUCUUUAACAGGAAGAGGUGCGGCCUUGGCAGGAAGGGAUUGGGCAAAUUUGAAUGAGGGGGUGCCCGAGUCUUUUUUCAUGUGUCUGACCUCUGUCUAACCCUUGAAGCCAUAUAAAACCGUGAAGCCAUAUAAAACAUCCCCAUGCACAUUUAUAAAUUGGAAAUUUCAAUAAUAAAAACAAAUCUUUCUAAGCAGGUUGAACCAUAGACAAAUCUGCUGGAUGAGCAAGUGGUAAAAGGGUUACUACCAAAACUGUGGGUUAACCCAGCGGUUCCCAAACUGUGCCGGGGCACCCCAGGGCACAAAGGGUAGCCACAAGUUAUUUUCCUGGUGCUAUGAUGAUAGCACCGGGAACUGUGCUCUCCCCUGCCGUCUCUGCAGGACCAGAGGGGAGAUCAGAGAUCUCCCUCUCCGGCUCGCUAGCACUUUGCUGACAGCUGGCAGGGGAGGGAGGACCCGGGGGAGCUCUAACCUGCAGCUCCGCCGGGUUCUCCUCUCACAAGCUCAAAGCGUUGCUGUAGUUACCACGGCAACACCCGAAUCUCGCGAGAGAGAACUCUAGCAGCUCCUGAAGCUGCUAGAGUUCACUGUCACCACCAGGGAUUGCAGGAAAUGCCCCACCUCCCAGGCAAAGGUAAGCAGGGAAGGGGGACAUCAUUUUAUAAAAAAAAAAAAAUUAUAUAAAAAAAUAGACCAGUCCUUGCACUCAGAUUGACCCUGCUAUGUUAAGCAUAAUAUUGAAUGCCGGGUGCUAAAAACCACAGCCAAAAGGUACAAAAAUAUUUAAAAUGUAGGCUAGCGCUAACGGUCUUGUAGUUAUGGAAUAACUGAAUAAAGGUGUAAUCUUUAGAGGGAAAUCAAAUGUAGGGAUCAUGUGAACCUCAGUAACACUUGCAAAAUACAAAAUGUACAAUUUUUAUUUUAAACAAGAAAUGUUUCUCAGAUUAUUUUUGUAAAACUCUCUUGUGCGUACCAGAACAUUUUGCCAUUGUAAAGAAAGGUAAAUGUAAAAGCUUUAUAAUACGCUACUAUGUUGAAAUAACACUUCUAGCUCUUUUUCUGUAUGCGUGUCUGUAGGGUUACUGGAAAUGAUCCCACUUAAAUGUAAAAUAUAACAAUUGCACAUAUUGAGAAUGGAGUGUUUAUAAUCUCCUUCUAUUCGGUGUAUAUCUCAAACUAUAUAUAAUUACAAUAAAAGCAAGUUUAAAGAACAUUUUUCUCUAAGCGUGGCAAGUUAUACUUUACAGAUAUCCAUUGUUUGGUUACACUUACCAGCUGAAGUCAUCUUCAGAGUUGUCACUUAUUUCAUCAAUGGCAUCUUCAGACUGAGAUUUUUCCACUGCAUAUUCAAAGGGGAAUUUGUUGCCUUCUAACAAAAAAAAAAAUUCAAAAAUAAAAACGUGUGAUUACUACUAAGGGGCUAAAUACAAAUCUGUAUUCCUAACACUAUAUGCCCUUCCCUUGCUUCUCCUUGGCAUUUAAAGUGUUAAGAGAAAAAAAAACAAACCUUAAUCCACUCACCCGAUUCCAGUGCCAAUGUCCCUUGGUGCUGGGUUGGCACUCUGCCUUCUCCGACUUCAUCUGACGGGGAGGGCUAAUGCGCAUGCGUGGCAAGCGCCGCAAGAGCAUUAGGCCCUCCCAAUAGGAAAGCAUUGCCUCAAUGUAUUCCUGUGGAGUUUUCACUGUUGCUGGAUGUCCUCAUACAGAGUGUGAGGACAUCCAGGGUCAUUUCGGCGACCUUGAAUCUGUUAACAUCCAGGAAGUGAACCAAAGUGAACUUAGUACAAUCUGGAUAUAAUGUCCAGACUCUACUAAUCAAAUGAGUGGAGCGCUAAAGGUAUAACCUUACCCUAAAAUAGGGUUAAAUCUCAGAUGUAUAUCAGUACAUAUAAAGGAAACAAAAAAUAAAACACAAUAUAGUGUAAAUCCACAGGUGUUAAUGUAUUUUGGUGAUAAUUCAAGUAGUCAAACUCACAUUGAUCAGAGCCUCAAAAGGGACAGGCUCAAAUCACUUGCACAGUAGUGUCGUAUGGAGACACUGCACCUUUUUGCCUGGAAUGGAUUUCCUCAAAGGAGAGAGAAAGGGAGACUUCGUAGUGUAUUAAGUUUCAACAAAAAAUUAAUAAAACACAGUGGUUAUGGUUGUGCUCACCUUUUCCUGAGCCAAUGAGAACCUGGCUCUGGAUGAUAGACCUGGGUACCUCUAGAGGGGGGCACCUGCCCUUCUUUAGCAGCAAGAUGAAGUUAGAAGCUGAUGGGAAUUGGUCAGAGCCUUAAAGGGACAGGCUCAAAUCACUUGCACAGUGGUGUCGUAUGGAGAUACUGCAUCCUUUUGCUUGGAAUGGAUUUCCUUUUCCUGAGCCAAUGAGAACCUGGCUCUGGAUGAUAGACCUGGGUAUGUGAGGACCGCCCACUGGAUGAAGAAACCGGCAUAUUUAAAAAGCAGCAUGAAGACAAUGAGGAUACCGAUUGAAAAAGCCCCCAUAGUGUGGGUGAAACGCAUCUUGGGACUGGAGCUAAUUACUGGGACAUUCUUUAUUUUAUAUAGAAGCAACUGGACAUUUUUAUUUAAUUCUAUGUUUUUGUUUUUAUAUUUAAAGUUGCAAUAAAUGUAUGUAUUUUAAACCAAGUCCCAUCAGCUUCUAACUUCAUCUUGCUGCUAAAGAAGGGCAGGUGCCCCCCUCUAGAGGUACCCAGGUCUAUCAUCCAGAGCCAGGUUCUCAUUGGCUCAGGAAAAGGAAAUCCAUUCCAAACAAAAGGGUGCAGUGUCUCCAUACAACACCACUGUGCAAGUGAUUUGAGCCUGUCCCUUUAAGGCUCUGACCAAUUCCCAUCAGCUUCUAACUUCAUCUUGCUGCUAAAGAAGGGCAGGUGCCCCCCCCCCUCUAGAGGUACCCAGGUCUAUCAUCCAGAGCCAGGUUCUCAUUGGCUCAGGAAAAGGUGAGCACAACCAUAACCACUGUGUUUUUUAUUUUUUGUUGAAACUUAAUACACUAGGAAGUCUUCCUUUCUCUCUCCUUUGAGGAAAUCCAUUCCAGGCAAAAGGGUGCAGUGUCUCCAUAUGACACUACUGUGCAAGUGAUUUGAGCCUGUCCCUUUGAGGCUCUGAUCAAUGUAAGUUUGAUUACUUGAAUUAUCACCAAAAUACAUUACCACCUGUGGAUUUACACUAUAUUGUGUUUUAUUUUUUGUUUCCUUUAUAUGUACUGAUAUACAUCUGAGAUUUAACCCUAUUUUAGGGUAAGUUUAUACCUUUAGCGCUCCACUCAUUUGAUUAGUAGAGUCUGGACAUUAUAUCCAGAUUGUACUAAGUUCACUUUGGUUCAUUACUAUAAUUAGUGGGGAUAAGAGAGUAUCCACUAGAGUGUUUAGCUGCUUAUUUUUAACUCAAUUACAUUUGUAAGCGCACUAUACACAGUAAUCACCAAUCUGUGUGUUUUGUUAACAUCCAGGAAGUGCCCCUAGUGGCUGUCUGAUUGUCAGCCAUUAGAGGCAGUCCUAUUCCUAGUCCUGCAAUGUAAGUGGGACUGUGGCACUGCACCCAGACCACUUUAAUGAGCUGAAGGGGGUCGGGUGGCUAUAGUUUCCCUCUUAUAAAUAUGAGAGGUUAGGACUAGAAAUAGGCAUUGGGAUGAGUACAUAAUACCAAUAAAAAUGAACUAGGAAACCCAUUUACAGAAUAAAAUAUCCACAUUUUAAGAAAGGAUACUGGUGUUUGUUUUGUAAUAACAUCCCCUCACCUUCUGUUUGCUCAUCUUGGGUCCAAAGAUAAUCAGGUAGAAUGUCAUCUUCUUCAAGCAUUGAUGGCUCAUCAUAUAGGAGGCCUGAUUCUUCCAGGGGGUUGUCAGAAGGUGCGACAAUGUCCAUGGCUAUACAGUUACUAUGUAAAUAGGAAUAUGAUGUAUGUAAGAUAGAGAGUUAAAGAGUAGAAGAAAUGUUUUGGAAAGGCUGUAUCUCUGUAAGAAUGACACUCGAAACAGCAAUUUAUUGUUUUAAUAUAAUUACAUUUUUACAACAUCAAAACAAAUUACAAGCAUAUUAAAGCUCAAAUUAAGACAAUUUACCUUACUAAAAAUGCAUACUGCUCUACUUAGUUUGUCUUUUGAAAAACCAAUAAUUGUCUGUUGAUCAAAAAUACUACAAGGAACCCUUAUCUAAAUUUAAUUUAUAGAUGAAGAAGCCACAAAUUUGACAGAUAUUGGUUUCUCCUGUGAAAUACCUGGUUGUCUAUAUUUAAAGGACCACUAUAGUGCCAGGAAAACAAACUUGUUUCCCCCACCCCCAGGGCACACCUCCCGCUGGGCUGAAGGGGUUAAAACCCCUUCAGCCACUUACCUUUCUCCAGCGCCAGGCUCCCUCAGCGCUGGUGACCUCUCCUCCUGCUGUCAGCGGUGAAUGCGCAUGCGCAUUCAAACCGCUCGUAGGAAAGCAUUACUCAAUGCUUGUGAUUCACAGUGAGAAUCGCGGGAGCGGCCUCCAGUGGCUGGCUGCUAGAGGCUGGAUUAACCCUCAGUUCUCUGAAACUGUUAUGUUUUCAGCUGCAGGGUUAAAACUAGAGGGACCUGGCACCCAGACCACUUCACUGAGCUCAAGUGGUCUGGGUGCUUAUAGUGGUCCUUUAAUUAAUGCAUAUAUAAUAUACACAUUUUAUUAAUAUACAUAAUAUAUACACACAUUUAAUUAAUAUAUAAUAUAUACAUUUGUGUGUGGAGACUGUAGUGUACAUGUCCCAAAUGUGUCUCUGUAACUACCAAAAAUGUAUAUUUGUGAGAAACUGCUAUGGGAAAGGUUAUGUAACUGAAUAGCUGCAUUAUCUAUAUAUGAAUGCCCAAAAUACACAUUUUAUCUCCUCAUAAAUGCAGCUUUUAAAACUGAACUUGCCACAUCCUGACUUUCACUCUAUAACUUCACAUAGCUGGCAUCAACUUCAGUGAUGGGCAGCCUUUAGAAGCUCAGCUGUUAUGGACUGCCACUCCCAUAAGGCUCAGCCAUACAGGGCACAAAGGGAGACAUAGUACAACAACAGGAGUUCCACAGGGUUGACAAAGGUGGCCAAUAUUUAAAUGGAAACUAAAUAAAAGCACUUUACCUGCUGUGUGGUCUCCGAGUUCCAAUGUUUCUGUACUGGGUACAAUGUAUACAAUCAGGCCUUUCCCACCAUUGAAAAGUAAAGAGCAAGUUGGACGCGUCGCCAUGGCAACGGAGCGAUCCAUUCCUCACAGGAGAGGGGGUACUUCUGUUUCAGUGAGCAGCAAAGCUACAUUUGCCCCGUCCUUUUUGAAUAUUCUUUUAGUUUUGCUGGAGAUUACUUUUCUUGUUAUUAGUAAUAUUCAUGCCAAGCUUCUAGGAAUUCAGUAUUUAUUUAAAGGGUUUUGGUCAUUUGACACCCCACCCCCCCAGCCAUCAGGUUGUGUUGGUAUGUCUCAAUAUGGAGACAGUGUUACAGAAGAAACAAGUAGAGUAAAUUAAAUGUUAUUUAAAAGUUUCUCUGACAGCCCUCUUGGCAGAGGAGAAGUAAAAUGAAGAGAUUCUAAAUGAUCUUAAAUGACUUUACAGCUAAUGGACUGCAACUCUCAUGACCCUCAGCAUUUGUGAUCCUUACCUCUCAAUUGCUCCUGUUCAGGAGGGACAGGAGGGAGUCUUUAUUUUGGACACACAUCCUUUUGUCCCUCCUUUCUAGGAGCUCCAUAAUAUUGCCUCUGAGUGAAUAACAGUGUUCUACAGCAUGGGUCCUCAAAUUCCGGCCCCCCAGAUGUUGCAGAACUACAACUCGCAUUAUUCUCUGGCUAUCUGUGUAAUUCAAAGAAUCAUGGGAGUUGUAGUUCAGCAACAUAUGGGGGGCCUGAGUUUGAGGACUGCAAUAAUACAGUACUGUGUCUUUAACCCCUUAAGGACGGAGUCAAUAGUGCGUUGUGAUCAAAACAAAGUAAACAAAAACUGGAAUUUGCACUAUUUGUCUGUUCAACCAUAAUUCACCUCUUUCAUAUUAAAGGACCACUAUAGUGCCAGGAAAACAUACUCGUUUUCAUGGCACUAUAGUGCCCUGAGGGUGCCCCCACCCUCAGGGACCCCCUCCCGCCCUGCUCUGGAAAGGGGAGAAGGGGUAAAACUUACCUUUUUCCAGCGCUGGGCAGAGAGCUCUCUGCCUCCGAUCCUCCUCCGUUCCGCCCCGUCGGCUGAAUGCGCACGCGCGGCAAUAUUAUCAAUGCUUUCCUAUGGACGCUUGCGUGCUCUCACUGUGAUUUUCACAGUGAGAAUCACGCAAGCGCCUCUAGCGGCUGUCAAUGAGACAGCCGCUAGAGGAAUAGGGGAAGGCUUAACCCAUUGAUAAACAUAGCAGUUUCUCUGAAACUGCUAUGUUUAUUAAAAAAUGGGUUAACCCUAGCUGGACCUGGCACCCAGACCACUUCAUUAAGCUGAAGUGGUCUGGGUGCCUAGAGUGGUCCUUUAAGUGAACAUAUUAAUAGCACACUUAUAUAUGAUUUUGUUCAGGAGAAACAGGGCUUUUAUUUCAUAUCAAAUAUUUCUAUAUGAAACAUAAUUUAAUAUGAAUAAAAUCUUUAAAAAUAAAAGUAUGAGAAAUUAAGAAAUUGUUAUUUUUCAAGUUCUGCAUGACAUUUUAACUAUGAAUGAUACUGUUGGCUUUUACGGAAAUAAAAUAGACAUAUUUGUAUUCAGAAAUGUCUCAUGAGUACAACGGUACCACCCAUGUACAGGUGUUAUGGGUUUUUGGAACAUACAAGGGUCAAAUGUAGGGCUUUCCCUUUUUCCAUGUUUGCACAUCGAAAUUUGCCAGAUUGGUUUGCUGGGCCUAUGUUGCCUUUGAGACAGUAUGGCAGCCCAGGAAUGAAAAUUAACCCCAUCAUGGCAUACCAUUUGUAAAAUUAGACAACCCACGGUAUUCAAAAUGGGGUAUUAUCAGUAUAAUAAAUUUUACUGCUCUAAAACACUUAUAUUUGUGUAGAAUAAUGUCUCUUGAGUACAACAGUACCCCUCAAGUGCGGGUUUUAUGGUGAUUUCGAACGUUACCGGGUCAAAAUAAGAUUUGACAAUUUCUGUUUUUGCUAAUUGCUAUUUUUCCAGAAUGGCUAUGUUGCCUUUGAGACGGUAUGGCAGCCCAGAAAUGAAAAUUAACCCCACCAUGACAUACCAUUUGAAAAAGUAUGCAACCCAGGGUAUUCAAAAUGUGGUAUGUCCAGUCUUUUGUAGUAGCCACUUAGUCACAAACGCUGGCCAAAGUUAGCGUUAAUAUUUGUUUUUUGCAUUUUUUUAAAUGCAAAAACUGAACUUUUACUGGUGAUAUCAUUGUUGUGAUUAGUUUUACUGUUUUAAAGCACUCAUAUUUGUGUUCAGCGAAGUCUUCCGAGUAUAACAAUAACCGCCAUGUACAGGUUUUAGGGUGUUUUGGAAAGUUACAGGGUCAAUAUAGGGCUUGCCCAUUUCAAUUAGCCAGAUUGGUUUGCUGGGUCUAUGUUGCCUUUUGAGACUAUAUGGUAGCCCAGGAAUGUAAAUUAACAGCAACAUGGUACACCAUUUGCAAAUGUAGACAACCCAGGAUAUUCAACAUGGAGUAUGUCUAGUAUUUUGUAGUAGCCACUUAGUCACAAACACUUUCCAAAGUUAGUGUUCUUAUUUGUUUUUUGCAUUUUUUCACGCAAAACAGCACUUUUACUGGUGAUAUCCUCGUCGUGAUAAGUUUUACUGUUUUAAAACACCCAUAUUUGUGUUCAGCGAAGUCUCCCGAGUAUAACAAAAUCCGCCCGUGUACAGGUUUUAGGGUGUUUUAGAAAGUUACAGGGCUAAAUAUAGGGCUUAAUACAAAUGUAACAAAAAAUAAUCUCUCAAUAUCACACAAUUAAAGUGCUUAGGUAGAAUAAAGUGUAUAUAAGUGUAAUUGCACUAAUUUUAAGAUAAACAAGUGCAUGUAUUAAAACAUGUAACUAACCUUCUAGCAAUGGGGUUACCUGAAGAUCUCCUCAAAUUUUCAAUCAGUAUAAUUGCCAGAUAUAGGGUUUGUCCAGCUAGGGCAGACAAGAAUGAUACAACAUAGUUGAUACAACAAAAUGUAUUUACUUACACAGAAGUAAAAGACAGCUGACAUGACAUCAAGAGAUUCACAAGAUAAUUCAAGUCCUACGCGUUUCAUCCCUCUCAGGGACUUCCUCAGGGACUGUUUCUCAAUUCAAGAUAAAUACAAAGUGCAUCUGGAGUGUCUGCAUGGGUUGUCAGGUAGGUCCCUCAAAUUAUAAUGAAUAUAAUCCAAUAAUUAUGUAAAAUUAAUAGUUUAAUAUAUAUGUAGGAGAGAUAGAUAGAGAUAUAUUUGUAGUCGGGGACAAAAGCCGUAUACAUGAUAAGUUAGAUAUAUGAGCAAGUCGGUUGUGGUGUGCCGAAACCGACGUAUCGGGUAGGCCUGUAAUAAAAGAGGGCCCACCUGUAAUAGUAAUAUAUAUAAGGGGAGAGGUGGGAGGGAUGAACCAGGCAGCCGAAUGCGCAUUAGCCCUUUGCCAUAGGAGAGCAUUGAAUCAAUGCUUUCCUAUGGUGAUUUCACUGACGCUGUAUGUUCUCAUACAGAGUGUGAUGAUGUCCAGCAUUGUUUAGGGAGUCUGAGUACACUAGAAUCCAGGAAGUGCCUGGUAGACAGCCAUUGUAGGCAGUUUUAGUACUGCAAUGUUUUACUUUGCAGGGCUAAGGGGGACAGAGACAGUACACCCAGGCCUGGGUCUGGGUGCUUAUCGUGUCCCUUUAACUUUCUCAGAACAGCCCCAACCCUAGUCACACCCCUAAAAUAAAUAAAGUAUCCUUCUUUGACUAUUUGAUGCUUCUGCUCUUCCUCACUGCUUCCUCGCGUGAUGCCGGGAGCCAGAAUUUUAAAUCACUCCAGCCCCUGUAUCACUAAAUGGCGAGUGAGGGAGCAAUGAGAAAUAACAAAAAGGUUCGAGCAGCCCAAUACUAGACCCCAGGGAGAGGACUUACUGGACCCCAACACCAGCUCUCCCAAAGGUGGGAAGCCUUGGUGGGCCUUAGAAAUGUAUUUAAAAAAAUAUAUAAAUAACAUAUAGGCGUAUAGACACCCUCCUCAUGGGAGGGCUCCCAUUCCCUUUCCCCUAUUUAAGCACAGAUAACCCUAGGGCAGUGAUGGCGAACCUUUUUGAGCCCGAGUGUCCAAACCACAUGCCAACUUUUUUUCCCUCAAAGUGCCAACACGGCAAUUAAACCUGAAUACUGAGGUUUAAGUUUAGAAAAAACAACUUGUACAGUUGUCAGAACUAAUUAACAACUUUGUAUUAAAAGAAGAACACAACAGAGAGUUAAAUGAUAAAAAAUUUAAAUAAUGAUAUAAAUAGAUAAAAUUAAGCUUAUAUUUAUUAGUAUCUCCAACAAAUGCAAUACAUACACACAGACUGCUAAACACAUUCACAUACCAGCCGCUAAAUACACAUACAGACAGACUGCUGAGUACACACAGACUGCUGAGUACACACACACACUGUCUGCUGAGUACACACACAGUCUGCUGAGUACACACACACACACAGUCUGCUGAAUACACACACACACACAGUCUGCUGAAUACAUACACACAAAGACUGCUGAAUACACAAACACACAAACUGCUGAAUACACACACACACAGACAGACUGCUGAAUACACACACACAUACUGCAUUAAGGUUUGUGUGUAAGGGUGUGGAGUGCUGUGUGUGUGAGGGGUGCUGUGUGUGUGAGGGGUGCUGACAGACAGACUGCUGAGUACACACAGACUGCUGAGUACACACACACACUGUCUGCUGAGUACACACACACACACAGUCUGCUGAGUACACACACACAGUUUGCUGAAUACACACACACACAGUCUGCUGAAUACACACACACACAGUCUGCUGAAUACACACACACAAAGACUGCUGAAUACACAAACACACAGACUGCUGAAUACACACACGCACAUACAGACUGCUGAAUACACACAGACUGCUGAAUACACACACACAUACUGCAUUAAGGGGUGCAGUGUAUGUGUUUGUGUGUAAGGGUGUGGAGUGCUGUGCGUGUGAGGGGUGCUGUGCGUGUGAGGGGUGCUGUGUGUGUGAGGGGUGCUGUGUGUUUGUGUGUGUGUGUGAGGGGUGCUGUGUGUGUAUGUGUCUGAGGGAUGCUGUGUGUGUGUGUCUGAGGGAUGCUGUGUGUGUGUGUCUGAGAGGUGCUGCGUGUGUCUGUCUGAGGGGUGCUGUGUAUGUGUGUCUGUCCAUAUGAGGGGUGCUGUGUGUGUGUGUGUGUGUGUCUGUCUGAGGGGUGCAGUGUGUGUGUUUGUCUGUCUGAGGGGUGCAGUGUGUGUGUGUCUGAGGGGUGCAGUGUGUGUGUCUGAGGGAUGCAGUGUGUGUGUGUGGGGGUGCUGUGUGUGUGCGGGUGCUGUUUGUGUGCGGGGUAGGGGUGCUGUGUGUGUGGGAAGGGGUGCUGUGUGUGGGGGGUAGGGUGAUGUGUGGUGGGGUGCUGUGUAGGGGUGGUGUGGUGUGUGGGCGGUAGGGGUGGUGUGGUGUGGGGGGUAGGGGUACAUUAAAAAAUAUAUAUUUAUUAAUUCUGUAUCCCCCCCCUCCCUUCCUUACAUUUGGUGAAGGAGUGGGGGGGACACACAGCUAUCCCUGGUGGUCCGGUGGUGGUAAGUAGGUUUGUGUGAAGCAGCUCUCCUGUACUCCCACUGCUGAAUACACAAACACACAGACUGCUGAAUACACACACGCACAGACAGACUGCUGAAUACACACACACAGACUGCUGAAUACACACACAUACUGCAUUAAGGGGUGCAGUGUAUGUGUUUGUGUGUAAGGGUAUGGAGUGCUGUGUGUGUGUGAGGGGUGCUGUGUGUGUGAGGGGUGCUGACAGACAGACUGCUGGGUACACACAGACUGCUGAGUACACACACACACACACUGUCUGCUGAGUACACACGCACAGUCUGCUGAGUACACACACACACAGUCUGCUGAGUACACACACACAGUUUGCUGAAUACACACACACACAGUCUGCUAAAUACACACACACAAAGACUACUGAAUACACAAACACACAGACUGCUGAAUACACACACACACAGACAGACUGCUGAAUACACACACACAGACUGCUGAAUACACACACACAUAUUGCAUUAAGGGGUGCAGUGUAUGUGUUUGUGUGUAAGGGUGUGGAGUGCUGUGCGUGUGAGGGGUGCUUUGCGUGUGAGGGGUGCUGUGCAUGUGAGGGGUGCUGUGUGUUUGUGUGUGUGUGUGUGAGGGGUGCUGUGUGUGUAUGUGUCUGAGGGAUGCUGUGUGUGUGUCUGAGGGAUGCUGUGUGUGUUUGUCUGAGGGGUGCUGCGUGUGUCUGUCUGAGGGGUGCUGUGUGUGUGUGUCUGUCCAUCUGAGGGGUGCUGUGUGUGUGUGUGUGUCUGUCUGAGGGGUGCUGUGUGUGUGUCUGUCUGAGGGGUGCAGUGUGUGUGUGUCUGAGGGGUGCAGUGUGUGUGUCUGAGGGAUGCAGUGUGUGUGUGGGGGUGCUGUGUGUGUGCGGGUGCUGUUUGUGUGCGGGUGCUGUUCGUGUGCGGGGUAGGGGUGCUAUGUGUGUGGGAAGGGGUGCUGUGUGUGGGGGGUAGGGUGAUGUAUGGGGGGGUGCUGAGUGUGGGCGGGUAGGGUGCUGUGUGUGGGGUAGGGGUACAUUAAAAAAUAUAUAUUUAUUCAUUCUGUAUCCCCCCCUCCCUUCCUCUUACCUUUGGUGAAGGAGUGGGGGGGGACACACAGCUAUCCCUGGUGGUCCGGUGGUGGUAAGUAGGUUUGUGUGAAGCAGCUCUCCUGUACUCCCGCACGACUGUGUGGAGCAUUGCCAUGGUAACGCGCGGCAACGCUCCACACAGCAUUGCGCGGGAGGACAGGAGAGCUGCUUCCUAGAGCCCUCCCCCUGUCUCCCAACACGGAAGCAGAGUAGGCGCCUGCCGUUUCGGGCAGGCAGGUGCCUACUCUGCAGACAGAAAGCGGCUCCCUUUCCCGGCGACCUAUGGCCACGUGCCCACAGAGAGGGCCCGUCGUGCCACCUGUGGCACGCGUGCCGUAGGUUCGCCAUCACUGCCCUAGGGUCUGUGCUCAGUUCUUUUGUUGUUCCCCUUGAGUACAGAGCCAGCUCCCAACUGAAGUGAGUUGACUACCCUUACCUGUGGAAUUCACCUGAAUCAACUCUUUUCUGCCUGGAACCUGCCUACAACCUUGAUUAACCCCUGCAGUGCUAAUUCAAUCCUGGUUAACCCCUGCAAUGCUGAUUCAACUUUGGCUAACUCCUGCAACGCUGUCCAAGCUGUGAUUUUAUUUCCUGCAAUUCAACUACAGCUUCAAUCAAGUUUCUCUUCGUUUACCAAGUGCUGGAACUCUGGUAAAAGGACUUUAUUUUUCCUUAAAGACUUUUAUUUCUUAUGAAGGAAUUGCUUUAUUUACCGUUUAUACUUGCAUUGGGACCCUUGUAUUAUAUUUAUUUGUUUUUAAAAUAAAACCUUUUAAUUCAGUGAAUGUGUCCGUAUAAAAUCUCUGCAUACCGAGCCCAUUCACCCCAAACAUGUGACAGCUGUCUAUGUGCUAACAGUACUUCAAAUUAUCAUUUGCAAAGAGCAGGCAAACGAUAACUUGCAAAUGAGCAUACAAAUCUGAAUAAGACCACAACUCUUUGCAAGCGAAGCUUUCACAUAAUGGCAUCUAUUGUUACGUCCUACGUGAAUCCAUAAAGCUUUUAUGUCUCCCAAAUCCAUACAUCUACAAUUUUAAUUUUAAAAUGAAAAACAUUUUAUCAUUUCAAAUGCACUACUGCAUUCAAAUCAGGAGAACACGUAAAUGAUUUUCAUAUAAGAUCUACAUUUGAUAACACCGGUAGAUCAACUGUGAGAUAGAAAUAUUUCUAUAUUAGAGCAUUAUUACGACAUACCGCUCUUAUAAUAAUUAAUUUGUCUUUUUCCAUAUUCUGCUAAAGUGGCACAUGAAGGAACAUGUGCAAAAAUAUAGUCACAUUAUUUAAUGUUCCUUUGCAAAUCCUCUAAUUUAAGCAUCUCAGUGACUGCUGGUACCUGUUCAAUGACAUAAUGCUGGCAUAUUCUUAUUGGUUAAGAGUCAGCAGUCAGGAAGCAUUGGAGCAUCAAUGAUAGGAACAGACUGCCAAAACAUAAGAACUGAGGGCUGGUGGUCCUCUCCACUACUAGGCAACUGAGUCUUGUUCUGUGCAAAUUGGAAUCCUGAUCCUCGUCCGAUAUCAAGCUCACUAUCAACUUCUCAAGAGAGAAUAAGUGUUGUAGCAUAGUGAUGGACUUAACUUCAAGCUUGUAAUUUUAAAUCAUGGUAUUCUUUACAUGGACCCUGCUGUUUCUUAUUGUAACCUGUAUCCCACAGCUCAUGUGUACCAGGUAAUGUACAUCUCUAUUACAUAUUUGUCAUGGGUUGAAAAUAUUUCUAAGAAAAUUCUCAAUGGCAACUAAUUGUAUUCAUGUGAUUUAAGGUGGACGAUUUCAGGGGCUGUAGAAAACAGGCAAUGUAGUAUUUUUUUGUCUAUAAAAAUAUAAGACAUAAUGACGGAUUCAUUACUCUCAAAGCAGUGCUUAAUACAGUUUGUUAUAGUUUGUUUGCAUUUAAUGUAUCUGUGGGAUAUUUGUGUACUGAAGGAUAAAUUCAGAUGCUGAAGGGGUGAAAUGUUAAUUGAAAAAGUGAUUUGAAUCAUUACUGUUUUCUUUAGAAUUUUUCUGAUACGCCUAUUUCGCCUUAAAUUUAAAAGUCACGUUGACAAUUAGCACUGUAGUGAAUUAUCCUGUAUGUAUACUCUUUCUCGUUUAAUACUUUGAUUUUAAUAUUCUUGGUGCUAACUUGUUUACUUGGCACUUUUACAGUUUCUGUUAUUAAAGGCGGGGAGAUCAAUAAUGCAAGUACAGCAGUGGUUAUAAAUAUUGUGUAUGUAUGUUUUAAAAUGUAACAUUAAAGGAAUACUCCAACCCCUAAAGUCCCACUCUCCAGAUUGCAAAGUUUCACCCUCCAACUAUCAAUUGGAUUCAAUGCUUCUCUUUGAGAAGCAUUGCAGGUACAGCGUUGGGCUUGCCGCCUAGCGCCCUGCGCACCAAUGCCUCUCUCUAUGAGAAGCAUUGGCAAGGGGAUCACCGGUAAUAAUGACUCUCCCACGGGGCAGAGUGGAGCUGGGAUAAUGUUCAUUAAUUUAAGAAGAAAAGGGGAGAUGGAAGUUGGCAAAGAAGACUCAGCAACACUUCAGUGUUUUAUAUAUACACACACCGUACACACACACAACUAUAUAUCCAGACAAUGAAUGACCGGAAUUACCUUAGUCACCUCUAGCAUUCUGUCUUUGCUGUGCAAUCACUUGUUUAAAAUCUUCAUUACUAAUGAUUAUUGUGCUAAUUUGCAUACUUACCAUGAGACAACCAUAACGGUAUGUGUAUGUAUGUCUGUAUGUAUGUAUGUAUGUCUAUGUAUGUCUGUCUGUAUGUUUGUCUGUAUGCAUGUAUGUAUGUCUGUAUGUAUGCAUGUAUCCACACACUUAGGGCCACCCGAUGGGCCCUAUAUCUUCAGGGGCCCGGUCAGCGGUAUGGCCGUGGUAUAGCGCGACUGGGCCCCUUUAAUAAAAAAAAAGCAGCGCAAGUGCUGCUGGGAGGAAGUGGUCACUGCCUCCCAGAUCACUCCGCGUGGGAGUAGUGCGCGCCGGUGAAAAGGGAGAGCCAGGCAGUGAAGAGGGAGCCGCGCCAACUCCCAUCAUCCCCAGCCACCCUUCUGCAAAGAAAAAGUAAGAUACAGGAGGGUGGCUGGAAAAUGAGCUGUGUGUGUGUGUGUCUGUAUGCAUGUCUGUCUGUCUGUAUGCAUGUAUGUGUAUGUAUGUGUAUGUAUGUCUGUCUGUCUAUAUAUGUCUGUCUGUAUGCAUGCGUGUAUGUCUGUCUGUCUGUAUAUCUGUAUGUGUAUGUCUGUCUGUAUGUCUGUGAAUGUAUGUGUUUGUCUGUAUGUCUGUCUGUAUGUCUGUAUGCAUGGAUGUCUGUCUGUCUGUAUGUCUGUGUAUGUAUAUGUCUGUCUGUAUGUCUGCAUGUCUGUCUGUCUGUCUGUAUGUCUGUAUAUAUGCAUGUAUGUCUAUGUAUGUAUGCAUGUCUGUCUGUCUGACUGUAUGCAGGUCUGUGUGUAUGUCUGUGUGUAUGUCUGUCUGUGUGUGUGCAUGUAUGUCUGUAUGCAUGUAUGUCUGUCUGUCUGUAUGUCUAUGUAUGUAUAUAUGUAUGUCUGUAUGUCAUUAUAUAUGUAUGUCUGUAUGUCUGUAUGUCUGCAUAUCAAUAUGAACGUAUGUCUGUGUGUAUGUGUUUAUGGAUGUCUGUAUGCAUGUAUGUCUGUAUAUAUGCAUGUAUGUCAGUCUGAAUGUAUGCAUGUAUGUAUGUAUGUAUGUCUGUAUGCCAUUAUGAAUGUAUGUCUGUGUAUGUCUGUAUGUGUGUAUGGAUGUCAGUGUCUGUAUGUCUGUCAGUAUGUCUGUAUGUUGGUGUCUGUUUGUAUGUGUCUUUAUGUCCUCAUGCAUGUGUGUCUGUAUGUAUGUUAGUAUGUGUCUCUCUGUCACUAUGUAUGCCUGUGUGUAUGUCUUAGUAUGUGUGUGUCACUAUGUAUGCCUGUAUGCAUGUAUGUCUGUUUCAGUAUGUGUGUCUGUUAGUAUGUAUCUGUGUCCUUUUGUAUCAGUGUGUGUGUUUGUGUCUGUGUGUUUAUUCCUGUGGGCGGUAUUUGGAGGCGGGCCCAGUGGGCGGUACUUGGAGGCGGGCCCCAGGGGGGCCCAGACCCUGAGCUGAGUUAGGGGCCCAAAAACUUCUGGUCGCGGCCCUGCCCACAGGCCGCUAUGAUGCACCUAGGGCUCUCAGGCAGUCCCGACUUGGGUAGUGCACUGUGUUGCUUGAAUCAUCUCGGUGGUUGGGGGUAAUUCACAAAAAUCAUCAAGAGAUGUGGGAGCCUCUGCAACAGACGUCUAGCUGGCUGAAAGGUCAGAUUCCACCCUCCAUGAAAAGUUUUUUUACUUACCUUUUCUCUAGUGUCGCGCUGAUAUUGCUGUGGCUCGCCCCACCUCCAUGGCUGAGAUCAUCAAAUUUAACGAUUUUAGCCAAUCCAAUGCACAGCAAAAUGCCAAGCUGCCCCAAUCAGCAUCUCCUCAUAAAGAUGUAUUGAAUCAAUGCAUCUCUAUGAGGAAAGUUCAAUGUCUCCAUGCAGAGCAUGUAGACGCUAAAUGUCAGUGCUGCACACUGUGAAGCAAUGACCCAGGAAGCACCUCUUGUGUCUGUCUGAAGAAUUGCCACAGGAGGUCUUACUGGGCAGCAUUGUAAACACUGCCUUAUCCUGAAAAGGAAAUGUUUACUUCAAAAAGUCUGCAGGAACAGGCUACAGACACCAGAACCACUACAUUAAGUUGUAGUUGUUCUGCUGAUUAAAGUGUCCUUUAAGUAGGAAUUCAAGAAGUUGAACUAAACAGCUUGGUGUCCUUUACACAUAAAACUGAGUAAGUUCUCAUGACUUCUCUUUGCAAACAGAAUCCAACAAUGAGCUCCAAUAUUUUCCCAAAUCCACAUAAUAUUUGGACAUUAUCCAUAUCAUUAUAUCAUAAAUGAGAUACAAAACCUCAACAAACGCAAGAAUGCAAUGCAGGAGUAUGAUCGCCCUCUAGUGGCCAGUUGGUAGUUAGCCAUAAUAGAGUCUAUCCUUCAAGUAGCACAUAGUAGUAGUUUGUUUCAUAUGUUUGGUAUGACACAUAUUUUGUUUUUACAGUGGUACUGAAGAUAUUGGUGGUUAUAUUGGCUCCAACAUUGAGAUAGCAUGGAUACCCAACUUAGAUGGAUUGAUGAAGGGAUAUGCAAGGCAUUUUAGACCUGGGAUUGGAGGUAUGAAAAGAUUGCAUAUUAUUUCAUGAGUACAAUCUGGGCUGUAGUAGGGGGGCUGUAAUUGGAAAGGUGUUGUAGUGUGGGUGAUAUGGACUACAAUUGAGGCAAGAGGGUUUUCACUUACGUGAGAAUAGUCAGAAAUUCAAAUUUAAUUCAAAAUUAUUUUCAAAUUGUAAGUCAAAAUAGUCAAACUGUAAAAUAUUCAUUAAGUCCAGUAUGGUUCAAGUUCAGGUAUUUUAGUCUUCGAUGUUAAAUUUACUUUGAAGUCUCUUUAAAUUUCCAAGAAUUCUUAUUUUAGGUGGAUAGAAUGUAAUGUACUAGUGAGGGUUUAAUUGUCUAAUAGAAAACAAUUAAAAUCUAUUUAUAGAGAACUGCACAUGUUCAUUGUAGCAGAACCACUGUUUAUUUGUACUUUUCCCCUUGUAUUGUGCAUUUUCCCCUGUAUUACGUGUGCUGUGCCUUGUUCUUCUGUUCGAGAGCAUCCAUACGAACAGAACCCAUUUGUCUCCCGAACGGAGACCACCCCGGUACCCCAUUAGAAUGUUAACACACAAUUAAUUAGAACGUUCACACCCGUAACUUAAGUGUGAAACCGCAAGGGAAGUAAUUAAUGGGUGCUCCCCUGGGUGGCCGCCAUUCCGUAUAGAUGAACACCAACAGGGGGGAGCAUUUGUAUCCUGAAAGGAGACACUUCUCUUGCCUGGGGUUCACACAAGAGCCGCGCAAACGGAGACUGGUCGGGGAAAUGUACGUGUGCAGGUUCAUAGGGUUGGUGGGGAAACUUUUUUGGGGCACUGGCUAGUUUGGCGGGCUUUCUAUGACUGGGAGACAAAAAAACUAGGUCUCUUUUCCCACGCCCAGGCUCCCAGACGCAGAGGAUCCUGGGAUGAAGACCCCUGUCAUUUGGUGGGGGAGACCUCUUGUAUGUGGGGCGGGCUUUCUGUACCUGGGAGACAAAGAGACUAGGUCCCUUUUCCAAUGCCCGGGUUCCCAGGUACAGAGGAUCCUGGGAUAGAAACCCCUGGAUGGAGGUCUGUUUAAUUUGAUGUUUAAUUUGAUAGUUCAAGAGUGGCUGAAGGAAUUAAUUAGAUGAGGUAACUGGUCGGGUUACCCGGGGUCCGCUACAUUCAUCAUCUAUAAAAUAUAACAUUUUACUCCGCUCUAGCUCAUUUGAGGAUGAGUCUGCCUUCGAAGAAAUUCACUUUUAAAAAUAUCUGAUUUUGGGGCUUACUCACUACAUUACAGGGCUGGCUAAGGAUCUGUGGGUCCAACUUAAUACACAGUCAUGGUGCAUCCUAUCCAGUGAAUUUGCAUAGAGUAAGUCAUGUUGGACCAGUGCUUGUUUUACUAAAUCCCCAAGGGAAUAUUUCUCCGAUGUUCUUCUUAAAAUUGUUACAUCUUGAGCCCACUCCCGGUUUUAAAAUUAAUCAAUGUCAGUAUGUAGUGUUCUAGUAGAAUAUAUGGAUGUGUACAUUUGGCAAUUUAUUUGUAAAAAAAAAACCAACUAUUUAUUGUAAAUGUUUUCCAAUAUUUGACUUGAUAGGUCCUCCAGUGAAUGUUGCUGUCGACAUUGAAGUCACCAGUAUUGACCACAUUUCUGAAGUGAACAUGGUAAGUUUCUAAAUAUUUAUGCUUCUAUUUCCAAAGAGCUCAACUGUUUAUCUAUUUACACAAAUUGUUUUUUUUUGCCUUCUUUUGGAUCAACAGCAAAAAACAGAUGUGAGGAAGGCUGAACUUGAUGGACACAUGUCUCUUUUCAGCCUAUGUAACUACACAUAAACUAUUCUGAUAUUAUGGACAACAGACACCGCCAUAUUAUGGUAUAAAGCCGUAGUUAAAUGGCAUUUUUUAUUUUGGUAUGUUUGAUUAGAAGGCAAUAAAAACAAUGGUAACAUUUAUUUAACCCCUUAACCCCUUAAGGACACAUGACAUGUGUGACAUGUCAUGAUUCCCUUUUAUUCCAGAAAUUUGGUCCUUAAGGGGUUAAACCUAUUGAUAAAGGUUGGCAGGUAGCCUGGGAGAAAUGCUUUGAAAUGAAUUUAGAUGAGAUUGUGAUUGUGAGUAUUCUGUCUUCUGAUUUUUGUCUUCAGCCAGAUAAUGAACUAACCCAAACAGGUAGUUACAUAAAUAGGUUAAAUAAUGCGUUAAAUAAUAUCUGGAGGUCCCCCUUGUGCCCCCAUAUGAAUUGUAGUCUAUUAGCAAUUAAAAUAGAGAAAUUAGAGAGACAUCUGACUUGUAUGCAUGUUUACAUACAGCCACUUUCAUGAUAGAUGUACUCGCAAUGCUUAACAUUCUUUCUUGGUAAGUGGAUGGAAGUGAAAAAGGUGUGCGCUUGGUUUGGAAACGAAGAGUAUAACAAGGGCACAGUGGACACGGUAACAGUCCAUGUUCAAAUGCCACAAUUUGCAAAAUGCAACAACUUCUUAGAUCUGGAAAUAAUAUGUGUUUGUCACAAGUACCUUAUUAGUUAUGUGAUUAGCAUACACAAAAAAAUAAAUCACUCACUAAUCUUUUUGACAAUCUGUCUUUUUACCUACACUGUGUAUGCUAAGUACUGGUUCUAUGCAUGGUCACAAUUCUGCUCAGAUCAGGGAUUCUGGGACUUAUGGUGCAGUUAUCAGAUUUCUUCCAAUGAAAACUAUAAGCUGAAUUCCAAUUCCCCGAAACCUUUGCUGUUCUAUCCUAUGUAACUGGACACUGCGGGCUAAAAUGGAGGUACAGAAAGGGAGCUGGGCGUGGAUAUAAAAAAAAGGGUUGUAGAACGAUAGUUGUCCUGGUACCAAGAGUGUCCGUCUAAUUGAUUUCUGAGUUACAAUGCAAAACAUUUUGAACCUUCAAAAGUAGGUUAAGCAAGGUAUUUUGGAUUCUACUGAUGAUGCCCUAUGCAUCAUCCCAAAAAUAUUUAUUGUAUCCCUGUUAGAAAGGAAGCAAUUACACAUUAGAACAAUGCUUUUUAUAACGCUAUCAUUUAACCAAGCAGUAAUAUAUUUUAUAUACGUAUUACUUAAUGUGAGACAGUUAACAUAAAUAUUUGUACAGGCAUUGCAAAUUCAAGCUUUGACAGCUUUUAUUCUGGCUGCCUGUUUAUGAGCAUUGAAAGUAUUAAGGGUUGAUAUAUUAAAAACUGACGUUAUGACUGUGUUUAAUUGCCUUUGGUAACUCAAUAUUGGCGGCAUAUCACCAAAUUAGUAAAACAGCUGGGGAAAAAAAGCUGUGUUUAAAAUACCCCGAAGUUGUACCUAUCAACAUAACAGCGGUUUUCAUAGACAUCAGAUGAUUUUCUCUAUGUCAUUGUAAUUUUUAGGUAACCCCAUUGUACAUCGCUACAGAAUUUUAUGGCUCUAUAUAAAUGAUAAAAUAAUAAUGUCUGCCACGGCAACCUACCUUAUGAGCUGAUCUCAUAAUAUAAACAUUAGUUUUGCCACCAUGCACCUGCUACCGUGAACAGGAUAUAUUCUUCUAUUAUGUUAUUGAUCAUUGGGCCUUGGGAUUCUACAACAUCUGAAUAAGGUACCAUCGUUCCAGUGGCACGCCUUUCCAUGAUGGUCAUUCAGACGGCACAAGCUAGAAUGCAGUGGAUCAUCCUCAGUGCUGAAAUAUUUAAAACGUAAAAUACAACCAAGAAUAAACAUAUAUCACUUAUUUAGUUGAACUGCUGCUGAAACAGAGACUUAAAGAAAUAAAAAAAACAUGAAAAAAAUAACAACUAAAAUUAGUGCAGGUCCCUAUACAGGUUUUGCAUCUUAAGAAUCUGCAUAAAAUCUUUCUAUUUUAUAUACAAAAUCUGGGAAUAAUAGUGUAUGAUCAUCAGUGAUUCCAAUUUGAUCCAUUUAAUUUUUUAGGUCACUGUUUCACUAGAGCUGAAAUGAACAAGAAUAAAGUGGAGAAAGUGGUCUGCAGGUUUUAUCGUAUGCAUACUGGGCUUAGAUGAAGAUAAGGGUUACACCUUUUGGGUAAUUUUUCUGGAUAGACAUAUGUGUGAAUUUGUAGCCAAGAUAUAAACCACAUCACUGAUUCAGAUGGUCCAAGAACUGAGAAGGAUUUUGGGGAAAAAAUUGAAGCCUUUAAGGGUUACUCCAAGCACCAUAACUAUUACAGCUCACUGCAGUGGUUUUGCUGUCAGGAGUACCCUGGCCCAGUUCUCUGAUGUAAAAUUAAAACUAAAAAACACCAAUAUCCUCCAGCACCACCCAUCAUCUGUAGAGAUCCAGGAUUAAAGAGCCCCACAACGUCUAUAAUUUAGAUUACAUUGUAUAUGUUUACAUUGCUGAAAUUGCAGGGGUAGCCUCUUUGCACCAAAACCACUACAUUAAGCUUGAGUGGUUAUGGUGCUUGAAGGGUCUCUUUAAGAUCAUUACCAGAAUAGUUUGUUUAUUUAUGAAAACAUUUUACCAGGAAGAACACAUUGAGAACUCUCUAAUAUUCACGUUUGUCCAAAGAAGCAACAUUAUUACACAUAUAUUAGGAGGCAAAUACAGUACAAUUAUCAAUACAUUGCUACAUGUAUAGUAGGGAUAUAUAAUACAGUUAUAAAUUAAUCAUGAGUAAAGUUGUUUUUUAGAUCUCUGACAUCUACAGCAAGAAACAGAUAUACCAAGUUGAGAAAGUGGAAACUAAAGUAUCAGGCAUCAGUAAUUGCAAUGUAAAUGUAGGAUCACGAAUGCUAUGGUUGUUCUGGGAUGUUUUAACACUGUAUUUUUGCAAGCUGAGCUGAAAUCAUUUUAUGGAUUUAUUAUGUUUGUUUUUUUAGGAAUACACAAUGACUGUUUUUUUGCGACAGAGCUGGAGGGAUGAGAGGCUCUCUUACAAUUACACACAAAAAACUCUUGGCUUCGACUGUCGUUUUGUUGAGAAGAUUUGGAUUCCAGAUACAUUCAUUGUAAAUUCCAAGUCUGCCUGGUUCCAUGACGUAACUGUGGAAAACAAACUAAUUCGAUUGCAACCGGAUGGGGUCAUCUUGUACAGCAGCAGGUAAGCCUAACUGGGUUAUUUACUAAUCAACGAAGUGAGGAAUAUCAGUUUUAACACAAGACAGCCAAACUGGAAACAUACCCCAGUACUUUUUUGCAUAAAUUUGCAAUUCUAUGAUUAAUUACCUAGUUUAGUAAAUCAUAAGACACCAAAUUGUAAUCAAUUAAAAACUGAAUUGCAAAUUGCUGGCUCCAGUAGCUGAUUAGGAAAAAUUCUACAUUUCAAGUAUAGUGACAUUUUGGAUAUUUUAGCCAAUUAAGUUGUCAGUUCACUAAAGUUUGGUGUUCAAUAUAACAAUCUGUUAGACUGAGUCUUAUUCAAUAAACUAGUAAUUGAGAUGAACCUCAAAUAUUGAGGCAAAAAAGCUGAGAUGGAAAAGUAAGUGAGCAGCUCAAGUUUUCAUUUUGGCUAAAACUCAAAUAAAAUGUAAAUUUCCGCACUGCAUGUUAUAGUAUACCUCCCAUCAAUCAGGAGAGGAGAAUCUUGGUGGAGUGACGAGUUCUGAGCGGGUUUUGCCAGUGAUGUGAUCCACGUCCCUAUUGAUGCCCAUAAUCGGCAGACCCGUCUGGAAAAGGGGAGGACCCACCUACUGAUAGGCUGCCUGACCGGCCACCAGCCUACAGGACCAUGCAAGGAGCACUGCCAAAGCACUCCUGGCAUGGUCCUAGUGGCAGAGUCACAGUGCGAGUACAUCUAAUGGUGCACUCUUUUGCUGCCCAGGGACACUUUACUUCUGUCUCCAGAUGCGGGACACCAGGGAACUGAAGCGAGAUGGUGGGAUAGGACCCUUAAAAUCGAGACUGUCCCAUCAAAAGUUGGGAGGCCUAUUAUAUUGAAUAAACCCAUUAAUGUUAUAGAAACAACAUAUGUAUACAUUGGGAAUAAUUAUCCCUUCUCAUUAAUUUGUUCAAUGUUACUGAAGCUUAAUAUGAUAGUUCAAAACUAUAAACAUUUCCAAAUUGCUAGUUGGGGGUAUGACGGAAUUCUGUUUGUAUAACUGCUCAAUGCCUUGAAAAUAUUGUGUUUUGGAAAAAUUAAAAAAAGUAAAAUAAGGGUUUUGAUACAAGUUAUGAUUAUUGAAGUAUGAUAUGAAGUUAUGGUUCGUAACAAAUAAAAAUAACAGUAUUUUUCAACUUCGCUAAUGGGUUCUAAAUUUAGAUCCAAAUUCCACCAUCUACAUCAGAGAAAAACAUCUUCCUUCUCUUUGUAGAAUUCCUAAAUGUGUGUUGUUUUUUUAUUAAUAAAUUAUAAGAUUAUGUUUUAGCAUUGCUUCUGUGAUGGGUUCCACUUAGUGCUACCACCUUAAUUUAAUAAGAAUUUGCUAUCAAUAAUAUUAAAAUAAAUAAAUUACGAUUUGGAGUACCUGAUCUCACCCCUUACAAAAAGAUAAAGGCAGAUGAAAGCUAAGUUGUGGGUAUGACUGUAUUCUGUAUUUGUAUUACAGUUUGUCUUUCUGCUCACUCAGCCAGAAAAAAUAGCCUUAGGAAUAGCUCUGAAUCAUUGAAAAGGUUAAAUAUCAUAGAUCUGUGUUAGGGACCAGGAACCAGACAGAGACAGAACUAAAUGCAAAAACACAUUUAUUAAUAAAUAACAAAUAAAGAAAUAACCAAAAGCAAAGUCCAGGAGGCAAGCAGGGGUCAGUCACCAGAGCGGGUAGUCAGACGAGCCAGGAUCAGGAGAACGGAGCGGAGCGGAGUCAGAAACAAGGCCAGAGUCAGGAACCAGGAACAAACAGGAAACACAGGAACAAGAAGACUUCUGGGGAACAGGAAACCACGCAAAGGCAAGGAGGUACUGGGAUUUGCUGCUUAAAUAGGCUGAACUGAUUAGCAGCAGGGUUGAUUACUAUUCUCAGGUGAGUAAUCAUGGCAACAUAGUGAAGGAGCUGAUCGUUAAUCUCAGCUGAAAGCUCAGACACUGAAAAAGGAAGGGUUGCUGAUUAAAACAGCAAAGAAACCCUGACAGUACAUCCCCCUCAACGACUCCCCCCAUAUCUGCUGGUGGGUCCAGGCUUUAUGGGGAAGCGGGCGUGAUAGGAACAAAGGAGGGAUGGUGCAUGGACAUCAGAGGCUGGAACCCAGGAGCGUUCCUCUGGACCGUACCCUUUCCAGUGCACCAAGUAUUGGAUCUGUCCUCUGAAGACUCGUGAGUCAAUGAUGCUGCGUAUUUCAUAUUCCUCAUGAUUGUCAACCAUAACAGGAAGUGGACGUGGCAUUGAGGUGGUGUAACGAUUAAAUACCAACGGUUUCAAGAGGGAAACAUGGAAUACAUUCGAGAUGCGCAUGCUAGCAGGAAGGUCACUUGCGUAAGAUACAGGGUUAACCCUUCGAAGUAUACGAAAUGGCCCAACGUAUCAGGUUGCCAGUUUUUGUGAGGGAACACGGAGCCGUAGGUUGCGAGAAGACAGCCAGACCCUUUCUCUGACCUGAUAGGUAGGUGCAGGAAGGCGUCUGCGGUCGGCCUGGAGUUUGUUGUUCUGCAUUGCGCGUUGCAACCUGCACCCAAGUCGAACGGAGUUCCCUGAGAUGUUCCUCCAAUAACGGUAUCCCUUGUGGCAUGAACGUAUCAGGCAACAUGGACGGUUGAAACCCAUAGUUCGCCAAGAACAGGGAUAGCCGGGAAGAGGCAUUAAUCGCACUAUUGUGGGCGAACGCCGCCCAGGGUAGUAGAUCAGACCAGUUGUUCUGGUGGUCAGAAAUGUAGCAAUGCAGAAACUGUUCCAAGGCUUGGUUAGCUCGUUCUGCAGCACCAUUGGAUUGUGGGUGGUAGGCCGAGGAGAAGGAAAGCUGAAUUCCCAUCUGUGUGCUAAAAGCUCUCCAAAAUCUGGCCACAAACUGGCUACCCCAUCCGAGAUUAUUACUUUGGGUAACACAUGCAAACGAAAGACCUCCUGAGCAAAAAAUUUUGCUAGUUCUUGAGAAGUUGGUAGUUAUUUCAAGGGAACGCAAUGUGACAUCUUAGAAAAUCGGUCAACAACCAUGAGAACGACUGUAUUGCCACUGGAGACCGGAAGAUCUACGAUAAAGUCCAUGGACAAGUGAGUCCAGGGUCGUUCACCAUUAGGUAUGGUUUGCAGGAGACCCACUGGAGGGUGUCGUGGGGUUUUAUUUUGAGCGCAUACAGGACAGGCAGCUACAAAAGCGGUGACAUCCGAAUGGAGACUAGGCCACCAAAAUUGCAGAGAGAUGGACCAGAUUAACUGUUUUUUGCCUGGAUGUCCAGCUGCUUUGGGGUUGUGAUAUGUACUUAAUAAUUUAGUACGGAGAUGAAUGGGUACAAAACAUCGGCCAUUAGGUUUCUCUGGAGGAGCAUUAAUUUGUGCAGCCAGAAUCUCCUCGUGAGGUGAGGUUAGUGCGGAUGACGGCCAGUAUACGGUCCGGAGGAAUCACAGGAGUAGGGGUUAUCUCCUCUCUAGAUGGAGGGGAAAACUGUUGAGACAAAGCAUCAGCCCGAAUGUUUUUAGUACCAGGCAAGUAAGAAACCUCAUAAUUGAAUCUUGAUAUGAAGAGAGCCCAUCUAGCUUGCUGGGGGGAAAGCCGCUUGGCUUCGGAAAGAUAUGUAAGCUUCUUGUGGUCUGUGAGGAUGAGAAUUGGCGCUGAAGUACCCUCAAAAAGGUGCCUCCAUUCUUUGAGAGCUAAAAUUAUAGCUAGAAGUUCUCUAUCACCAAUCUGGUAAUUGCACUCCGUUGGAUUCAACUUCUUUAAGAAAUACCCACACGGAUGCCUGGAGCUCUCUGAGUUAGGACGUUGAGACAGGAGGGCGCCUACUCCUGUCUCAGACGCAUCGACUUCAAUAAUGAAUGGUAAGGCAGGGUUAGGGUGUGCCAGUAUAGGAGCAGCAGCAAAGGCGACUUUGAGAGACUCAAAGGCAGUAAUGGCUUUCUGUGACCAAUGCUGUGGAUCAGCAUCUCUCCUGGUCAUAUCCAUGAGAGGUUUAACCAAGGAAGAAAAGUUGCGUAUGAACUUCCGAUAAUAAUUGGCGGAGCCAAGAAAACGCUGUAUAGAGCGAAGACCCGUAGGUCGAGGCCAUUGUAGUACAGCAGAAAGUUUCUCUGGACCCACAGAGAAUCCAGCAUCUGAGAUAACAUAGCCCAAGAAUGUGACCUGUUUGCAGUUGAACUCACAUUUCUCCAAUUUACAGAACAGAUUAUUUUCUCUGAGUCUCUGUAGAACACGAGAAACAUCUGCGUUAUGGUUCUCGAGAGAUGUGGAAUGAAUAAGAAUAUCGUCAAGAUAAACCACCACACAUUUCUGCAGCAUAUCUCGCAGGACAUAAUUUAUAAAUUCCUGGAAAACUGCCGAAGCAUUGCAAAGACCAAAGGACAUUACUAGGUAUUCGUAAUGCCUGCUCCUGGUGUUAAAUGCGGUUUUCCAUUCAUGGUUCUCUUUUAUCCGGACGAGAUUAUAUGCCCCUCUCAGAUCAAGUUUAGUGAAGACCGUUGCUCCCUUGAGGCAGUCGAAUAACUCUGUGAUCAACGGAAUGGGGUAGGCAUUCUUAAUAGUAAUGCGAUUGAGACCCCUAUAGUCGAUAGAGGGUUUUCAACUCAGCACUCUUCUUUUUCACAAAGAAAAAGCUGGCCCCGGCAGGAGAAGAUGACUUCCGAAUGAAUCCCCUUGACAACGCAUUGGUAACAUACUCCUCCAUGGCUCGAUUCUCUGCUACCGACAGCGGGUAGAUCCUGCCACGGGAGGAAUGGCACCAGGUUGGAGUUCGAUACCACAGUCAUACGGACGGUGUGGCAGCAGAAUGCUGGCUUGACCCUUGUCAAAUACAUCUUGGAAUUCGUGGUACUCAGCGGGUAAGGAAGAGGCAGAAAAUGUGCCCAAAACUUUGACCGAUUUCCGGAGACAAGAAAAUGUGCAUUGCUGGGACCAAGACAAUAUCUCAGAUUUGCGCCAAUCAAUUGUGGGGUUAUGCUUCUGUAGCCAAGGGUAUCCCAAAACAACCUGGUAAUAUGGAGAGGAAAUGACCUGGAAUUGGAUCGUCUCAUGAUGUAGAGUCCCUACAGCCAGAGAAAUGGGCACGGUCUCCUGGGGCACGUGGGUUGGCUGUAUUGGUUUGCCAUGGAUGGCUUUGAAAGCAAGUGGAGAGUUGCGAGGCUGUAAGGGUAUAGAGUGCGCCGAUGCAAACGCACAGUCUAUAAACGAGCCUGCGGCCCCAGAAUCAAGCAAUGCCUGAGUUUUAAUGGAUGAAUGAGGCCAGGAGAGGAUAAUAGGCACUAAGAGUUUGUCCUCAUAUAUCUCUGCGUCUGCAGAAAGACCACUCAAGAUCUGCCCCUGACAGUAUCUUGGGUGCGGGCCCUUUACCGGACGAAUCGGGCAAAACUUUAACAUGUGACCCUGGUGUCCGCAGUAUAAGCACAGGCCCGCCCUCCUCCUAAAGGCUCUAUCCUCGACAGAGAGGCGUGAGAAGCCUAACCGCCUCAGCUCCACACUGACAGAGGGCUCAGGACCAGGAGGCAUGGGGAGGUUUGGGUGGGCAAGAAAAGCUCUGUGCCAAAUAUACAGGAGGCCUCCGCAGGCGCUCCCUGGAUGAGGAUCUCUCUCGGAGUCUGAUAACAAUGUGGGUGACAAAGAAUUUCAAGGUAUCCUUUAACCUGAUUUACAAAUUCUUUGCACUGAGCUGGGUUGCCCCCAAAAUACUGAGGGAGCGGGACAGACCCAGUCAUUCCUCAAGCCGCAACAGGUUUGGAGGCUGCAACCGGUGCUAGGACAGGAAGUGAGGCAGAGGCGGCCACAAUCACAGGCUGGCCGGGUGCUGGAUCCAGAUGAGCAUACUGGUCCAAAUGGUGGUUAUGCUGGUCCCACCGGGUAAAUAGGUUAGGUAUAGGUGUAUUGCCUGUAUCAUCUGUAUUCAUGGCCCUUGCGUAAUGUUAGGGACCAGGAACCAGACAGAGACAGAACUAGAUGCAAAAACACCUUUAUUAAUAAAUAACAAAGAAAUAACCAAAAGAAAAGUCCAGGAGGCAAGCAGGGGUCAGUCACCAGAGCGGGUAAUCAGACGAGCCAGGAUCAGGAGAACGGAGAUCAGCGAAGUCAGGAACAAGGCCAGAGUCAGGAACCAGGAACAAACAGGAAACACAGGAACAAGGAGACUUCUGGGGAACAGGAAACCACGCAAGGGCAAGGAGGUACUGGGAUUUGCUGCUUAAAUAGGCUGCACUGAUUAGCAUCAGGGUUGAUUACUAUUCUCAGGUGAGUAACCAUGGCAACAUAGUGAAGGAGCUGAUCGUUAAUCUCAGCUGAAAGCUCAGACAAUGAAAAAGGAAGGGAUGCUGCAGGGCCGCCACCAGAAAUUUUAGGGCCCCUGACACAGCUCAAGAUCCGGGCCCCCUGGGCCAGCCCUGAGUCCGCCCACAAGGAUGAAGUGUGUGUGUGUGUGUGUAUAGUGGCUGUAGAAUGAGUGUCAUGGAUGCAGUGUGUAUAGUGGAUGUGGUAUGUGUGUCAUGGAUGCAGUGUGUAUAGUGGAUGCAGAUUGUACGUUUUGUGUAAUGUAUGUAAUGUUUGUAUGCAUGCAUUAGAUGCAGAGUGUGUGUAGUGAAUGUAGGUGUGUAUAGUGAAUGCAGAGUGUGUGUUGAUGUAGUGUGUGUACAGUGAAUGGAGAGUGUGUGUUUUUGUAGUGGAUGUAGUGUGUGUACAGUGAAUGGAGAGUGUGUGUUUUUGUAGUGGAUGUAGUGUGUGUACAGUGAAUGCAGUGUGUAUUUUUGUAGUGGAUGUAGUGUGUUUGUAGUGAGUGCAAAGUGUGUAUAGUGCAUGUAGUGUGAUUGUGGUGAAUGCAAUAUGUGUAUUGUGAUUGUGGUGUGUUUGCAGCGAGUGCAAAGUAUGUAUAGUGAUUGUAGUGAGUGAAAAUGUGUUUAGUUCGUGUGGUGUGAUUGUAGUGAAUGCAAAAUGUGUAUGGUGAAUGUAGUGUGAUUGUGGUGAAUGCAGAGUGUGUGUAGUGAAUGUAGUGUUUGUAGUGAGUGCAAAGUGUGUUUAGUAAAUGUAGUGUCUGUAGUGAGUGCAACGUGUGUAUAGUGAAUGUAGUGUGUGUAGUGCAGAGUGUGUUUAGAGAAUGUAGUGUGUGUGUGUGUAGUGCACAGUGUUUAGUGAAUGUAGUGUGUGUGUAGUGCAGAGUGUGUUUAGUGAAUGUAGUGUUUGUGUAGUGCAGAGUGUGCUUAGUGAAUGUAGUCUGUGUGUAGUGUAGAGUGUUUAGUGAAUGUAGUGUAUGUGUAGUGCAGAGUGUGUUUAGUGAAUGUAGUGUGUGUUUAGUGAAUGUAGUGUGUGUGUGUAGUGAAUGUAGUGUGUGCAGUGCAGAGUGUAUUUAGUGUAUGUAGUGUGUGUGUUUAGUGAAUGUAGUGUGUGUGUUUAGUGAAUGUAGUGUGUGUGUUUAGUGUGUAGUGCAGAGUGUGUUUAGUGAAUGUAGUGUGUGUAGUGUGUGUGUUUAGUGAAUGUAGUGUGUGUGUUUAGUGAAUGUAGUGUGUGUAGUGUGUGUGUUUAGUGAAUGUAGUGUGUGUAUUUAGUGAAUGUAGUGUGUGUGUUUAGUGCAGAGUGUGUUUAGUGAAUGUAGUGUUUGUGUAGUGCAGAGUGUGCUUAGUGAAUGUAGUCUGUGUGUAGUGUAGAGUGUUUAGUGAAUGUAGUGUAUGUGUAGUCCAGAGUGUGUUUAGUGAAUGUAGUGUGUGUGUAGUGCAGAGUGUGUUUAGUGAAUGUAGUGUGUGUUUAGUGAAUGUAGUGUGUGUGUGUUUAGUGAAUGUAGUGUGUGUGUGUGUGUAGUGAAUGUAGUGUGUGCAGUGCAGAGUGUAUUUAGUGAAUGUAGUGUGUGUGUUUAGUGUGUAAUGCAGAGUGUGUUUAGUGAGUGUAGUGUGUGUAGUGCAGAGUGUGUUUAGUGAGUGUAGUGUGUGUGUUUAGUGAAUGGAGUGUGUGUAGUGUGUGUGUUUAGUGAAUGUAGUGUGUGUAUUUAGUGAAUGUAGUGUGUGUGUGUAGUGCAGAGUGUGUUUAGUGAAUGUAGUGUGUGUUUAGUGAAUGUAGUGUGUGUGUUUAGUGAAUGUAGUGUAUGUGUGUAGUGAAUGUAGUGUGUGCAGUGCAGAGUGUAUUUAGUGUAUGUAGUGUGUGUGUUUAGUGAAUGUAGUGUGUGUGUUUAGUGUGUAAUGCAGAGUGUGUUUAGUGAGUGUAGUGUGUGUAGUGCAGAGUGUGUUUAGUGAGUGUAGUGUGUGUGUUUAGUGAAUGGAGUGUGUGUAGUGUGUGUGUUUAGUGAAUGUAGUGUGUGUAUUUAGUGAAUGUAGUGUGUGUGUUUAGUGCAGAGUGUGUUUAGUGAAUGUAGUGUGUAGUGCAGGGUGUGUUUAGUGAAUGUAGUGUGUGUGUGCUUGUAAGGAUGCAGUGUUUGUGUAAAGUAUGGGGGAGGGGAGUAUUUAAAAAAUAUAUAUUUGUGUAUAUUUCAAAUUUAAAUUUUAUUCCCCCCUCCCUGGUUCUUACCUUGCCAGGGAGGGGGGAGAUCGCAUUCCCUGGUGGUCCGGUGGAGAGAGCCAGCUGCGUUACAUUGCAGAGGGGGGCCCAGCAGCGCACACUGUCUUCCUUUCCAGUUCCUCUCUGACGAACUCUCGUGAGACCGGCCUGCGUGCUGUGCGGAGCGUUGCCAUGGUAACCCGUGGCAAAGCUCUGGCGGCCGCAGGAGAUUUAGAAAGAGAGGAGCUGGAAGGAGGACAGAGUGUGCUGCUGGGCCCCCCUCUGCAAUUUACAGGUAGGGGGGCCCUCAGUGCACAGAUAUAUAGUGAAAUUCGCUAUAUAUCUGUGCACAUAAGGAAUGUGGGGCUCAGACUGCCAGAGCAGUCCGGGCCCCCCAGGACCGCGGGCCCAUGACAACCGUUAUGGUUGUCAUGCCGUGAUGGUGGCCCUGGGUUGCUGUUUAAAACAGCAAAGAAACCCUGACAAUCUGCACCCUAUGACUCCCAGAACACCACACACACUGGUGUACACCAGUAACCACAAUUUGAAGCGACAUGGUAACGGACCUAGCCACGAUAGGGGGACUCACAGAGAAACCCCUCAACCAUCACAUCCCACUCCACAUAACCUCGAGAGACAUGAAAGGGGACCAAAAACCGUUAUCAGACUUUGCCGAAACCACCCUUUCCCCUCCACUCAUGGCCUCACAAUGCUCGUGAUCUAAUUAGACGGGUGUCUUUCACCCAAACAGUUUUUACAUCUCAAUUAACUCAUUAUAACAUUGCGACCUAUUGUAACUAUAAAAAGUGUGUGAAUAGAAUCUUGCAAUGCUCUGUGCUUAAUGUACACUGCUAUUGUUUGACGCACAGUGGCUAUUGUGGCCAUACACAUGUACUUAUCAUUCCACACGAAAUAUAAAGAAUUUAAAUAAAAUAUCAUAGAUCUGAAUUCCUAACUCUAUAGUGCGCAUGGCUAGACACUCCAAUGUUCUAAAGAACCAGGAAGUAACAGGACCAGUUGUCUGAUUGAAGUGUAACAAAGUUAAUUUCUAAAAGUGCAUUUUUUUAUUGAAAUUUGCACUUUUUUAAAUGAAAAAAAAAGAGGAUACACUUUUCACACAUAAAGCACUUCAGCAAGCACUUUAGGUGUAAAAUAAAAGCUAUCGAGGGUUUUGCAUUCUGUCAUGGAGAGUAUCCUCUGUUGUGAGUACUAGGAACACCCCUGACUGGUACCCGAACUGCUUUGUAUACAGUACGUAUUAAGGGGGAAAUGAGAAUGGACAGAAAAGCAGGAAGCAUUAGACUCUGGUUUGGGCGUUGGAGCUGCCUUUAACUGUAUGCGCUAGAAACCUAUAUUGUGAAUAUUAUAUAGGUGGUAUUUUGAUUUUUUUUCCCCUCUUUUACUUUUUUUGACAAUCUUUAUUUUUAGAUUUUCUGAUUGUAAUUAUUAAACAGUGAAGUUAGUGUAAUAAUGUAUCAUUAAUGUGACAUAUUCUACAAGAGAAGUCUGGCAUUGUUUGGAGAAGACAAUAAUCAAUCGUACAAAGUCAACAGGGUUGCAUGAACUAAGUUGGGUACAUCAUGUACUCUCUAUUUGACUACGGUAACAGUAACUAAGAAGAUUCAUCCCUAUCCAGACAAUAACAGUGCACUUACUGCCUUUGCACUUGUUUUGCAUCAAAGGACCACUAUAGUGCCAGGAAAACAUACUCAAUGAGACAGCCACUAGAGGCUUUAGAGGCUGGAUUAACCCUCAAUGUAUGUUAUGUUUAUAAAAAAAAGGGUUAAUCCUAGCUGGACCAGGCACCCAGACCACUUCUUUAAGCUGAAGUGGUCUGGGUGCCUAUAGUGGUCCUUUAAGCCCUUUCUCUCUUGCUUCCUCUCCUCCCCAAACUGUCAUUAUGACUUUAUUUUUAGUUUGUUAUUUUAUUUUAUGUCCUUCUCAGUUAUAUAGGGGUUGUUUUUUUAAGUUUGAGCAUAUGUUUAAUUUGCAGGAUUACUUCUACAGUCGCGUGUGACAUGGACCUAACAAAGUAUCCGAUGGAUGAACAGGAAUGCAUGCUGGACCUUGAGAGCUGUAACUAUUUGCGAAGACAUCUGAUUAUUAUAGGCUUAUUGUUUUUGGGUUUUUUUUAAAAAAAAAGGUUCUUAUUAAGUUUCUGUUUUGUAGCACAUCCACAGGUCAGGGCUGGUCUUAGGUCAAAGGCUCCAUGUGCAACUUUAAGGACUGAGCCCCACUUGUAAAUAUUCAGACACAUUCAGAUAUUCACAUUGAAAGUUGUAGACAAAAUAGACAGAAAUCAUCAACUGGGAAGGCAGCAGAUUAUUUGCAGUGUUAAAGAUGGUCCAGAGUGGCAAAUAGUAAAACAGUAGAUGCAAAAAAGAUUCGGUACAUGUAAAGUCCCAGAAAGACAGAAACAAAUGUGUUCCUAUUAAACCUGCUUUCCUGCACUUUGCAUGUGCUGGAUCAUUUUUAUACCCGUUGUUUUCAUACUCCUACACAACCACACUCUUACAUACAGACUCCUCCAUGUUCUGAUAAACCAUAUUUACAUCAUAUGUAUAUAUCGAUUUUUUCCCAAGAUAGGAUCCACUUUGAAUCGUAAUGAAUCAUAUGUGAAAGUGGUAAAAUGAUGAAUACCUUUAUAAAUUAUGUUAUUAGAAAGCAUUGUCUGGGAUUAAAUAAAAAGUUUAAGACACGUGCACAGACACAAAUCUUUUCAGACACACAUACAAAACACUCACAGACAAAGUAAGACAGUGUUACAAACAUAGACACUGUAUCACAGGCGCACACACACACACACACUAAGGCCUCGAUUUGGAUGAUGUUUUUAAAUUAUCACAAUCUGCUGGAAUAACUUUUCAAAUGUGACUUGUGCUGCUCCCGCGCACUGUGUGAGGCUCUUUAAAAGACUCCAAGCAGUGACCGUGGCAGAGACACUGAGAGCUAAGUCAUGCAAGAUCGGCUCCCAGUCACCAUCACAGGACUCAGGGAGACAAUUUUCAAUGAUCUCCCUGCACGCUCUAUGUGCAGACUAUGCUUAACACCGACUGUCCGGUAGUGACUGUCAAGGAGCCAGGGGUGCAACAGUUACACCUUUCGCAACACACAGCUACACUCUCUGUGAUCUCUGGUGCCCUCUCUAGAUAUGUGUACUGUGUGAUUGCCGGCCCUUCCACAGGCUCUGAAUCUCCUCCAUGUUCUGAUAAACCAUAUUUACAUCAUAUGUAUAUAUCGAUUUUUUCCCAAGAUAGGAUCCACUUUGAAUCGUAAUGAAUCAUAUGUGAAAGUGGUAAAAUGAUGAAUACCUUUAUAAAUUAUGUUAUUAGAAAGCAUUGUCUGGGAUUAAAUAAAAAGUUUAAGAUGAGAUAAGGCCACAGACUAUUAUUUGACCGUGCUAAUGUCCACAAUGGUCACAAUCUCACCUUUCCAAAGGUUUCGGACAACACUUUUGGCAUAAUUCAUUUUUUAAAGAAGCGUCCUAUAUCUUACGUUAACAGUCAAGGAACAAUUUUCCUUUAUCAAAUCAACAACCAGAGUGACUUAAUCCAGUUCUAUCAUUUUUCCCAGACACAUAUCAUGAACUUAUGUAAACUUAUAUAAACUGGUAGGCGACACAUGUAAAUUGUUUUCCUGCAGUAUGUGGUAUUCAAAAUCUGCAUGUAGAAAAUCAAACCAUUAAUCAAGAAAGAAUCCUGCAGCAUGAAUUCUACAUGCUAGUGGGCAACACGUUUCACAUGUAUCCAAUCAACAUGAAGACAUGAAUCAUGUCCAGGAAAAUGUGAUGGAUUUCACAACCAACUUAGAGACCCCAGGAGAGAAGACGUCGUCUAUUGACAAGGCUAAGCAAUGACCUGUCUGGUUUCUGUUUGCCUCCAAUAAUCUGUUGAUGUAGGUUGGGUAUGGCAUUAUUGUUCGUCAGUACGGCAGCCUUGGGCCUUUUGGCCCAGCACAAGCUGUGUCUGCCGAAUUCUGAGCAUUUAUUAUAUUUGUACAAUGUUAUGUUGUUCUAAUAUAAAUUAAUUACUAUACCAAGCUCAGUGUAUUCUGUCUGCUUACUGCUUUUUAUAAUCAAAAUUGAUUGAAACGCCACCUUUACCUGUAAUCCUAUAACCAUUAUUUUAACAUUGCUUACUAAUCCCGGGACAUAUUGAUUCUGACCUCAUUGUGCAUAGCAUGAGGUCACUUAGUGAUGAGCCAUGCAUGCUUUCACAAUGUCAGGUUACCUGUAAAUUCUACCUCUGAGGAGGUCAGUCUCUCUUCCAAAGGGGCUCCUAUGCCCAAGCAUUUCGGCAUUUUUCGGCCGUUUUCGCGCCGGCCGCGCUAGCUCCUCCCCCUUUUAUGACGCGACGGCUAAUCGUCGACGUCAUGACGUCAUCAUCACGUGAACCGCCGGGAACCGCAAUUCCGGACCUUUUGGGGGCGUGGUCAUAAUUAAGGUGACAGGGUAUUUAAGGGAAGCUUUUACUACUGCUCAUUGCCCUGUCGUGGUUCUAGCUUGCUAGUCACUCAGCGCGUUCUCUCUCUUUGUGUUUUUCGGUUUUGACCUAGCUUGUACCUUUGUCCUGCUGCUCUCUCCUCUCCUUUGACCCGGCUUGUUCCUCGCUUACCUGUCCUCCGGCUCCCUCGACCUCGGCUUACCUUUUGACCAUUCUUAUCUUGUCUAUACGUUAGUCCGGCCAUUCUAAGGUCCGGUAUACGUACCUCCUCCUGUCCGCACUCUGCGUAUUGGAUCCCUGUCACGAUCCUGACACACAAGCAGACAUGAUGGAACUGCUAUUGAUUUUCCAUUUAUUUGUACCCACUCAAGAAGAUUGGCUCACUGGAGUUAGCUUGAAAGUAGGCUAUUUAAAGUAGGAGUUAAAACAACAGGAGUUCGUUGGUGGACUGGUGGACUGUGGUUGGUAUUAGUUAAUACCAAGUGGGAAAAAAAGCAGGUUUAAAUUUUUGUAUUUUUUGUAUUUUGUGCUUUUUUAUUUUUUUAUUUUUUACUGUUACCCUUUUUAAUUUAUUUUUCUCCUUGCUGUUUUGAUUUAUUUAAAUUUUUUGUAACCCCUUUUCAUAUAUAUAUAACCAACAUUCAAGUAGGGGAGCAUUUGGGAAAUAGUGAUCACAAUAUGGUAACUUUUGAAAUAAACUCAAAAAAAGCAAAAGCAAGUGGGGUAUACUAAAACAUAUAAUUUUAAAAAAGCCAAUUUCAAUAAGAUUAGGGCAGCUCUACAACAUAUCGACUGGCAUAAACUCCUUAGUGAUAAAAACACAGAGGAUAAAUGGAAACUAUUCAAACAAAUAUUAGAAAGGUAAAUUUCUCAGUAUGUACCAUUGGGUAAUAAAUAUAAAAGAAACAAAUUAAAACCAAUGCGGCUUAGUAGAUGUUGUGGUCGUGACCUAAAUAUGAAUAUUAAUCUCUUAAUACAUAAUAAUUAAGCAAUACGGAACAACAUUAAUAUUUUUAUAAUUCAUGGUAUUAUGGUCGAAUAUGUGGAUAGAAAAUACACAAAACGUUGUAAUAUUAAAUGUAUAUUUAAUAUAACUAUAAUAAAUAAACAGAUGCUAGCGGAAUGUCAAUUUCAAUAAUUAUACAAUACAAUACUACACAAAACACUAUUGGUUGCUAAGGCUAUUACAAUUGCUAACUGUUACAAUACAAACAUAUUACUUACAAGGCCCCAGCCAAAGGGCUGGGGCUAAGUCAGAGCUGGUGCUACAUGAUCAGUCAGGUACAGGCAAACAGAGAGCUCGCUUCUCCUAACAUCUGGGUUUUAUUCAGUGUAAGUAGGCUGGCCUGUGAUGUCACUGCCAGAAGCACAGGUCUUCCUACACACUCCCCCUAGUGGUGCCCCCAAAGCAUUACACUAAAUAUGCUUUACUGACAUCUAGUGGUGCGUCUAAAGCAUUAAGCUCAUUAUGCUUUUUUAUGACAAAAAGUCAUUAAUUAAUAAAUACCAUUACAAACCACCCUUUGACUUAUGUCAUAAAACAAACAUUAUAAACCCAUACAUCUUGAAUCUACCCUAUUUUAACAGUACCUGCCCUACAACAAAACCCACCUUUUGAAGAAUGAUACCCAUUUACCCGUAAAGUUAUGACACUUUAUUGCUUAUUCAAUUUUUAUUUACUUUUUUUCAUUGAGCACAUGCAUCACCAGUUGGGAAACCUUGGCCUAAAAUAAGCACAUACCCACCCUUAUAAUAACAACUGAGCACAUGCAUUAGCAGUUGGGAAACCUUGGCCUUAAAUAGGCAAAUACCCACCCUUGUAAUAAUAGACAACUCAAACCAUGUUUUAUUAGAUUAACCAAUGAUAUUGUGUUCAUGUGAGGAUGUGUUUUGGAGCUUAAUAUAGUAUUAGACACCACAAACUCAUAACACCUAUGAAUCAUGGCACAGACCGACACGAUUUCUGUAGCCUCUGGCUGGUCUGUGUGCCUGGAAUUUUCACAAACAUUAGUCCUGGAAACUGGAUACUCUAUUCUUCGACAGUCUCAUAGAACAUACGCAUGGAGACAGGGAUGAAUGAAACAGUUCAUGUGAUCAAGGACUUUUGUGUGUUUGUGGUCACAUUGUUUUGUUUUUUCUUUCUUUAUACCAUUAACCACCUUGACGUAACAGUGUCCUGCUCCUGAUGCAUUUGUUCCGACUCUCACCCCUCUUAGCUGCAAUAUUUUUUCUCCUUACAGCGACAGUUGAGCAUAGUGUCCAGUGCUUCUUCUUCUUCUGCUUGAAAGUUCUUGAAUGAAAACACAGGCAAUGACGAACACAAACAUAAAUAAUAACUGUGCCAAUCAUCACAAGUACCAUUUGAUUGUGGUGUCUUAACCAUAUUUUUUCCUAUGGCGUUUGGAUAAAUACCUACACACCUCUCUUCACAUCCAGCACACUCCUGAUUCACAGAUAAACACAAUAUCACUGCUGUAUCUACCAAUUUAACCCAAACACUCGUUAUUACUGCUGCAUUUACCAAUUUAAUCUAAACACUCGUUAUCACUGCUGUAUUUAACCAAUUUAAUCUAAACAUUAACCAAAACAAUUACAUUCCUAUUUACCACCCUUCUAUUUAAACAUGUAUAGAUAACCCAAAAUGCCUACUUUCUCUUAUCCCUCUUAUUUUUGUUUUUUGUUUUUUGAACUGCAACCACUCAUGCACUUUACACAGACACAAAUCAAGCACCUACUGGACAAUGGGGUUCCCUCGUUAGAGCCCUCCCACCCCAGUUUGGUUUACACAAAAAUACCCCCUGGUCCCUAUGGGUCAAUUCCCCCCUUUCCCAGGCAAGCAUACAUACAACAAUAAUAAUACAUAAGGGUUUCAAUUGCAAUACAAUCACUAGAAAUAAGAGAACAGUAUGCACAAAAUCAUAGCAUAGACAUGUUAAAUAGACAAUAAAAUAAAACAUUCAAUAGCUCAUCAAAGGUCAACAUUUAAACACUGGUCUCCAUCUGAUAUUCUAUCUGUGUUCCAAUGUCCACCCCUGGUUUCUGCUAUAUCUGAAAAAGGUAAGAAAACAGAUCAGGAUUACUUUUCCUUGUCACUUAUAGCGUAUACUGCCAAAUCCUUUACUUAGCAUAUAUACAUAUAUACACAUAUAAAUACAUUCCCUAAACUUUUCAUUUUAUAAACAAUUUGUUCAACAAGGUAACUUUCUUAAUUUUCUACUUGGCUCUUAAAAUAAACAAUCAGCUAAUAGCUGCUUUCUGCAUCUUCUCUGCAAUUCAGGAAACACAUUUCUAGCCAACCUAAACAUGUUUAAUAACUCUCCACCCUUUGGUUAAAUUAUAGAGGAGUGAACCACAACACCUCUUCCGCCUCUGAAAGGAUAUAGGUCAAUAUGUCUCAAAGUUCAACACUUCUGACAGCUAUGAGUGACUCCCUAUUAAUUUCUAGCCUUUCCACGGACAUGCUUGCACCUCGCGGCUAAGGGCCUGCACAACUAACCACCCUGUGAUGGCAGUGGCUUUCCGCAUGGGGGUGACCGCCCCCGCAAAAUUAUAGAGGAGCAAACAUACAGCAGCCUCUUUUCCGGCUUGAUUAAAGGUUCUGGGCCAAUAUGUCUGCAAUUUAACCAGUACACUCACGUAUCACUUAUUGUAUAUUUCCUGGUCUCUCAGGAAUUUCUAUUAAAUAGCGUAUCCCCUUCCCAGGGCAAUAUACAACAAAAACUAGUCACCAAGGGUCUCUACGGUCAUGAUAGGCCACCCUACCACUAGUGUAAUACGCCCUUUUUUUUAAAUAUAUUUCCUGGUCUCUCAGAGAUUUUGCCUAUCCCUUUCCCAGAGCAAUAUAUAUAAACAAUUACAAAUAAGUUACAAAACGCUACUUAUAAGUAAUACAGGGUUUCAAAUAAUAAUACAGGAUAGAACUGCACAACAACUAUUGGGUAUGCUCCCCCUUAUCCGGACACGUUUAAAUACCCCCUAGCUCAGGUUCCCCACCCGCUACUGUAACUAAAAUCACAGCCCACGUUAUGGAGGUUCACCCGCUAGGCAGAUACACCCUAAUUCAAAGCAUGGAAAUAUUAAAAUCAGUUAUAGAUGGCUUCUAAAAUAAUAUAAAUCUUAAUCUGAGCCCCUACACUUACUUUGUUAAAAAUGCUAACUUGUUAAAAUAUUCAGACUAAAUAGGACAAAGGAAUUAUUUUACCAUUUUUUCAGUUCAUUUGUUACCAGUUCCUGCAUAUGUCCAGUAAUUCCUUAGUCCUGGAUAAUAAAGCUGAAAAACACUCCACAAAUUGAUUAGCUUAGGCAAUUACAUUUACAAAACAAUGCAGUUUAUUUUUUCUCAUACAGGCAAGACUACCCACCCCCAACAAGGACAAAUUCUCCCCCAGCUGUAGCUGAAAAGCAUGGUCACACAGCUGUUAAAAAGGUGGUCUCUCCUUCAUGAGUCAAAAUCAUAUAUAUAUUUAUACUAAUAUUCUGUGUAUACGCACACAUAAAUCUAUUAUUCACUGAAUCUGCUUUACUAAGCGUAUCUUUUUCUUAACUACUAAUUUAAUACAUUUGUCCAAAUCUCUUUUCAACUAGACAAAUCCAUGAAUGCCAAACAAAUGUAAAUUAGUACACAAACAGGGUCAAAUUUAGCAAUAAAACCUGGUGAACUAGUUUAGUGAAAAGUCUUUUCCUAUGCAAAUGGUAGCAAACAAUGAAACUAGGCCUCAACUCAUUCACACCAUGUGGUCAAUGGUGGAUUAAAAUCCACAUGGUCAGACAAAAAGUAAAAUUGUUUUUUGUUUUAUAUAUAAAAAUGACCAAAGGUUGGUAAAACGUAACAAGCAACACAAUAAUUCAUCACUAUGUUCUACAACAAGAGAUACCUUAAAAACAAAUAUCUAAUCCCUAUCUGCUAUCUGCAUUCAUUCCAUUAAAACCAAAUCAUCAUUCAUUUAUUCAUUUGUAUACAGACAGACAAUUUACAGUAUGAUUUAAGCAAAAUGCAUAACAUUUAUAUUUUCCCCAAUAUUCAAGCAUAAUCCUGCCGACUACGCCAUAUGUUGUGGGCGUGACCUAAAUAUGAAUAUUAAUCUCUUAAUACAUAAUAAUUAAGCAAUACGGAACAACAUUAAUAUUUUUAUAAUUCAUGGUAUUAUGGUCGAAUAUGUGGAUAGAAAAUACACAAAACGUUGUAAUAUUAAAUGUAUAUUUAAUAUAACUAUAAUAAAUAAACAGAUGCUAGCGGAAUGUCAAUUUCAAUAAUUAUACAAUACAAUACUACACAAAACACUAUUGGUUGCUAAGGCUAUUACAAUUGCUAACUGUUACAAUACAAACAUAUUACUUACAAGGCCCCAGCCAAAGGGCUGGGGCUAAGUCAGAGCUGGUGCUACAUGAUCAGUCAGGUACAGGCAAACAGAGAGCUCGCUUCUCCUAACAUCUGGGUUUUAUUCAGUGUAAGUAGGCUGGCCUGUGAUGUCACUGCCAGAAGCACAGGUCUUCCUACACACUCCCCCUAGUGGUGCCCCCAAAGCAUUACACUAAAUAUGCUUUACUGACAUCUAGUGGUGCGUCUAAAGCAUUAAGCUCAUUAUGCUUUUUUUAUGACAAAAAGUCAUUAAUUAAUAAAUACCAUUACAGUAGAGAAGUAAAACAAGAGAUUAAAAAUAAGAAAAGGGCAUUUAAAGCAUUUAAAUCAGACAAAUCAGAGGCAUUCUAUUUAAGAUAUAAGGAAGCCAAUAACGCUUGAAAAAAGGCAAUUAAAGUGGCUAAACUAGAAAAUGAGACAUUGAUAGCUAAAUAAUGCAAAACCACCCCAAAAUUUUUUUCAAGUACUUCAAUUCUAAAAAAACAAAAAAUGAAAGGAAACAGAGUUGGGUUUAUUAACUAAUGAAGACCAUGAAAAAGCAGAAAUUUUAAAUAACAAUUUUUCUUCAGUAUAUAUUAAUGAGGAUCCUAUGGCAAGAGAUAUGCAAAUGAUUGCUGCAAACAACUUGCAAAUAACUUGUGACUGGAUAACUCGAGACAAGAAGCUUCAGUUAUUAAAGAAAAUUAAUGUAAAUAAAGCUCCUGGGGCCUGACAGUAUUCACCCACGAGUACUUAAGGAGCUAAGUGGGGAAAUAAGUGAAUCUCUGUAUUUAAUUUUUCAAGAUUCUUUUGUUUCAGGUGUUGUACCGGAGGAUUGGAGGAAGGCAGAUGUUGUUCCUAUAUUUAAAAAGGGUUCAAAAUCCUUGCCUGGAAAUUAUAGACCUGUGAGCUUAACUUCUGUAACUGGGAAAAUAUUUGAACGGCUAUUAAGGGAUAAUAUUGAAGAAUUCAUUGGGAAGAACUUUAUUAGCAAUAAUCAUCAUGGUUUUAUGAAACAUAGGUCAAGUCAAACUAACCUAAUUGCAUUCUACGAAGAAGUAAGUAGAAGUAUAGAUCAGGGUGUUGCAGUGGAUGUGAUCUACUUGGAUUUUGCCAAGGCAGUUCCUCACAAUAGGUUAGUCUUCAAACUAAAAGAAAUUGGUCAAGAUUAAUAUUCUUGUUCUUGGGUAGAACAUUGGCUUAAGGAUGGAGGACAACGAGUUGUAAUUAAUGGUACAUUUUCAGGCUGGACAAAAGUGGUAAGUGGUAUCCCUCAGGGUUCUGUUUUGGGACCACUUCUAUUUAACAUAUUUAUAAAUGAUCUUGAAAUAGGCCAGUAAGGUUUUGUCAUGUAUAAAUAGGGGCAUAAAUUCUCGGGAUGAAAAUAUAAUUUUGCCUCUUUAUAAAUCGCUGGUAAGACCACACCUUAAAUAUGGUGUCCAAUUUUGGGCGCCUGUUCUAAAGAAAGAUAGCACCAGAAAAAGUCCAGAGACGAGCUACAAAAUUGAUAAAAGGAAUGGAGCAUUUUAGUUAUGAAGAAAGGUUAAACAAAAAACAAAAUCUGUUUAGUUUGGAAAAAUGGUGCCUGAGAGGGGAUAUGAUAACUUUAUACAAAUAUAUUUGGGGCCAGUACAAACUUUUAUCUGGAAAUCUAUUCAUAAACAGGGCUAUACAUAGGACACAAGGUCACACAUUUAGGCUGGAAGAAAGGAGAUUUCAUCUAAGGCAAAGAAAAGUUUUUUUUACAGUAAGAGCAGUAAGGAUAUGGAAUUCUCUGCCUGAAGAGGUGGUUUUGUCAGAGUCACUACAGAGGUUUAAACUGCAAUUGGAUAAAUACUUCCAAAACAUAACAUACAGGGUUAUAAUUUCUAAUUAGUGGGGUAAUAGCUGCUUGAUCCAAGGAGACAUCUGACUGCUAUUUUGGGGUCAAGAAGGAAUUUUUUCCUAGUUUGUGGCAAAAUUGGAAGCGCUUCAGACUAGGUUUUUUGCCUUCUUUUGGACCAACAGCAACAAUAAAUGUGAAGAAGGCUGAACUAUGUAACUAUGUAACUAUGGAAAUCUGUGAAAGCCAAUAGGAUAGAACUUGUGUUGUGUUAUAAGCUUACAUGUUGUAUCAUGCUUUUACCAUAGAUGGCUAUUCAGCAGAAGACAUUACGUAUCAGUGGUCAGAAAUUCAGGAUCAGAUCCAUGGACUGGAUAAAAUCGAGCUUGCUCAGUUCACCAUUACCGGUUACAGAUUCAUAAAAGAACAGAUGAACUUUAAAUCAGGUAACAGGCAGUACCAUGGAUAUUUGGGACAGUAUGCUUUUAUUGUGGCUAGUCUCUUAGUUUGUGCUUAGUUUUUCUUUUCGAUAUUGAGCAUUUCUUUAUUGAGCUGUAAAAUCGAGCAUGCAAAAUUUACAGCUACUUUUUUAGACAUAAUCCUAGGAAAUUCAUACAAUUUCUGUGAGUGACCCUGUACUAUACCGUGCAAACUACAUUUUAACAGUUACUGAAGAUUGACGCUGAAGAUCUAGGAAAUUGUUUGAAAAAUAUCACGUUCUAUGUCCUCAGCUGGUCAGUUUCCUAGACUGUCACUCCGAUUCCAGCUGAGAAGAAAUCGAGGACUUUACAUUAUACAGUCCUACGUUCCAUCUAUCCUGCUAGUGGUUAUGUCUUGGAUAUCCUUCUGGAUCAGCCAAUCAGCUGUGCCCGCGAGAGUCUCGCUCGGUAAGAUUUCAUUAAUCUAGAAAUAAAAUCUUUGUUUCACCUUUCUAGACUUUUACAGUUUUUCACUAUGUAUUCUAUGCUGUGUCUAGAUCUGAACUGAAUAGGUUACUUGAUCCUGAUGACAAUAUCUCCUGCACUUGGAUUUUGUCCUGCAAUCUGUAGAUCUAUAAAAAAAUAAAAAAUACCUACCUACCAGUGAACUGGUCAUUAAAACCUUCUUUAUUCAUCAGAUGUCCUGCAACCCUUGCAGGCUCUUUGCACCGUACUCAGGAGGCCUAGACACUGAUUCCUAUUUGCUUCAUCCCAUGAACUUACAUAAACUUACAGAGAUCUACACAUACAUGGAGGGGAAUAACUGGGAAUUGAGGCGAACUAGGAUAGGGAAAGAAGGAACAAAACAAAUGGGGGGUUUAGAUUGUAUCUUAAAGGGACACUCCAUUGCAAAAAUAUUGUAAUUUUUUUUUUUUUUAAAUCACUGUUUGGUAUCUAACCAAAUCAGGAAGUAACAGGACAAUUUGUCUGAUUGACAGCUAAAGGGGUGUCAAAGGUUAGUCUAUAAUAAAUACGAUUUCUACUGAAAUCUAACCUUUUUGGUAAAAUGUACAAAAGAGGACACACCAUGCAUAGAGCACUUCAGCAAACUAAAGUGCUUGAGGGUUAGGAGUGUCCAUUUGAGUCAUUCCCUGGCUGUACAAGGUAUAACCCAUCAUCUAUUUUGAAAUAAAAUUCUCUACGAUUGCUAGUUAGAUCAUGAUAUAUUCCAUUUCCCACUGACUUUUUGACAUACUCUGAUGAUAAAAAUAGUUAUAAUCCAUUUGGUUUCUGUCACAUGGUGUAUGUUCAAGUACCAUAAAGUAACUUGUGCAGAUGUACGAUGUGGGUUUAGCACUAAGCAUAGUCAGCGUGCACUGGCAUUAUUAAAGCAGCUAUGAAAUGUUGCAGGUAUGGAAUGCUGAAAGAACAUUAAAGACUGCAGUUUUAGUUAGAACUACCUCUAGUUACUGUGUACCAGGCUGCCACUAAAUGCACUUCCUGAAGUUUCACUAAGUUUGAAACGAUGCUGACCGUCCUUACGCUUUGAAUGAGUACAUCCAGCAUGUUGAAAUACCCCGUAGGAAAGCAUUGAGGAAAUGGUUCCCUAUAGAGAAGGCCUGAUGUGCAUGCAGUGCUAGCCAUGCAGACGCAUUAGGUCCCCCCAUUGGCUGACGUUUGUGGGGGAGCACAAAUCAAGUAAGUUUAAAAAGGUUUUUUUUUUAAUCCUUUAUUUGACGCUAGGGGUCCACGAGGGGGUGGGCCAGAGGACACUAUAAAUUGUAGCCAAUUGAAGGUUAAAUAGCCGAGCUAUGACUAUAGGUGAGUUGAAGAAUGUUCCUUUAUAAGCGAUUGUUGCCUAAAUGUUGCCAGUCAUUUUUCAAUUCACUAUUUGGCAUUUCCUUUUUCAUCUUUAGGACAUUAAAUAACUAUUGAAAAAAAAGAAAACAUUACAUUUUUCAAUAUUUCAGUAAUAAUUUUCAGAAUUAUAUUUUUUAGCGUGAUUUUUAUUUUACAGGUAUCACCACUGUACUCACAAUGACAACAUUGAUGAUUAGUGCUCGAUCGUCUUUGCCUAGAGCAUCUGCUGUCAAAGCCCUUGAUGUCUACUUCCUUAUAUGUUAUGUGUUUGUGUUUGCUGCUCUGAUAGAGUAUGCUUUUGCUCACUACAACGCAGACUACAUGAAGAAGCAUGAAAAGACAAAGGCCAAUAAAAUGAACAAAAAGGUAAGAAAAAUCUGUACUGAUUUAACUAAUCUGUUAAUAUAUAUGUAAUAUAACUAUGCGGCCCCUCAGCCCCCUGUCUCUAAUGUAAAAGGUGAGUUUACUUACCUUUAUUCCAGCGAUGCGUGGGUCCACCGGUGCUGUCUGUGCCUUGAUCCACCUCCUUGGCUGAGAUCUUCAAAUUUGAGAAUCUCAGCCAAUCCAAUGAUUUCCCAUAGGAAAUCAUUAGGUGGCUAUUGUGCAUGCACGCCCGGCAAAAGGCUGCGCUGGACUAUCAGCAUCACCUCAAUCAAUGCAUCUCCAUGCAGAGCAUUCUCUUGUUUUUUUUCCUAAAAGGCUGUGUUUACAUUAAAAUGCCACCAGGAACAUGCUACAGACACCAUAACAGCUACAUUAAGCUGUAGUUGUUCUGGUGACUAUAGUGUCUCUUUAAGUCCGAUGUUUUGGAAUAUAAGUCAGAGAUAAUAGAAAAAGAGGGAAGGUCAAUUUUAACUAUGAAAGAAGAAGAAACAGAAAUGGACCUAGAGAUCAAUGUGCAUUAGUAGAUUUAAUAAGUCUAAUGGAGUAAAUGAUGAACUACUUAAUAAAUAUGUUGUGGAAACUAGAAAACAUUAAAUUCCAAAUCUUUCUUUAUUCAUUAAUUUCUACAUGCAAGAGGAUGAAUCACUUUCUUAGUAGUGUAAAAAGAGAUCUUUAUGAACUGGGUGAAAAUAAAUAAGAUGUACAAGAUAAUAUGAGGAUAACAGAAAGGAGCUAAAUUAGAAUAACAAAAAAAUAGGUUAAGAGUUUUUACAUAUAAUAAAGAAUUUACCUCGUUAUGAUAACUGUUGCCCACAGUGACUCCUGAAUCUCAUCACUAUCCAUCGCUCCCUUCCGAGCUCCCAUGGUCACACUUUGUAUCUUAAUUUUUCAGUACCCUGGCCACUCAUAAAAACAGAAUGUAUGUCUUUCAAAUCCCUUACAUUGAGUGUUGGGGUCUCUACCAUUCCUUACAUUAAUGUAGGGCCAUGGAACCUACAGUCACAGGUCACAAGUGGCAUCUUGUAAGCUCCGAUGGAGGGAUUGAGCCAUUAUGUGAAGAAAAUGUUAUGGACCUGAACUUCCUUAUGCAAGAACCUCAAUCCAUGACUCAUAGUCCAUCUAUGGACAUGUCCAAUGAGUUAAGGCUGCUUUGGGACCCACAAAAACUCUGCUUUCUUCUCACUGACAUUGUGGCAUCCUUAACAAUAUUGUGUUUUUUUGGUGGUCACAUACCUUGAAUUGUUCUUCAAGACCUUAAUCAUGUAAAGGUCAGGUUUAUUACUGACCCGUCUACCUUCUCCUAUGAGCUACACAUAUAUUAAUGCUGCCAUGAAUAAUAGCCUAGAAAAUAAAUGUAUGGAAUAAAUAAACAGUAUAAAUAAAUGCCCCUUAUUUUAACACUCCUGGAAGGGCUUAUACAUAUCUCAGAAUUAGGAAAGUAGUUGAUUACUAGUCGUUAGAAUGGCUAGGCUUAACAUAUAUGUGUGUAGAAGACACAAUUUGACCACAUGACAGGAGGCGAAUAUUUGCAUAAUUUUUCUUUACUAAAACUUCAGCAGCACAGGUCAAUCAAAACUUUUAAACCAAUCAGAAAACAAGAGUCACCGCUAUAAAUAGCCCUGUGAUGCGUUUCCACUUCCUCUUUCUUUGCUGCUCAGGCAGAAUACAGGUCAGAGUAUUACUUCACUCACUUAUUUACAAAUUGUCAGUUUUUCUGUUUAUUCCUUAUUGCUUUUUUUAUUUCUCCCCUGUCCCUGCUCCUCUAGCCCUACCCUUUUUCCCUCCUUUCUGCCUGACUACCUUUUCUGAAUUACUGUCCACCCGCGGCCAUUUUUGCUUGCGUGCGGGUGUUUGUUUACUAUUCCGGGUAGCGGUGGGGUGGAGGGGGGUGUUUGGGUGUGGGGGCACCAUGGACUUAGGGGGCUUUGUUUUUGUUUUUUUCUCCGCUGCUCGCACGGACCACGGGAGUUGUUCCCACCAGGUCCUCGCGCGGCGGCCAUCUUGGAUUGCAGCCGCGACUACUAAUUGCGGCCUUGUUUGUUCUGUUCCCUUAAAUAGAGUGGGUAUUUAUCCAGACAACCGGGGAUACACCAACUACAGCCUUCAACUCUCCCUCACUUAUGAGCUUUUAUUAUUAUUGUGCCUGUUACAUACUGAAUGCAGGGAUAUAACCUGCAGUACUAUCAGGGUGAGCCAUUAACACUAAAGGGACCAGGGCUGUUUAGGAACCACAACCCUUAUUGGGAAUCCCACAUUUUUAUACACGGUUUUAUCCAUUUCACUGGUACCAUCCCCACAGGGGACAUACAGGAUAUACAACUCCUGCACUAUUGGAAGCUUUUAACGUCUCCCACCAAUUCAGGGUUUCACUACCUGACACCAGCCGCUCACUGUUACCGGCAUUGAGAUUUAUUCUCACUAUAAUUGGGUCUUUCUCACUCCUUAAGAGAUCUAUAUUACGCCUCUACGCAUACCCCAAUUGUACUUGCAGGGGCCUCCCGGCAGCCUAUGCGGCCUGCACGGAUACUAAUCUGUGUACUCUCCUUCACAGAUACUGCAAUAUGAGUGAUACACCACCACAGACCCAGGACUUCCAGUCCAUGAUUAACGCUGCAGUCGCAGCAUCAGUAGAAAAAGCAAUGCUCACCCAACCUCCUCCUGAGGUACCCAACAUGCCCUCGGACACAUCCCCUUCACAGGGUGACGAUGCGGCAGGAUCCGAAAGAUCCAUUGGGAGCACAGCCCCUAUAACAAAACGCCACAGACCUGGCGCAACACCCGUCUCUAGGCCUAAAGGAAAAGAGCUGGUAAAACGCACCAAACGAGUGCUGAGGCCUGAACCCCCCCACCGGCACCCUCCUCGGGGGAAGACGAGUACUACCCUCCGGCUCUGAAUAUAUUAAAUGAAGGGAGAGCGGUUGAACCCGCAUCCGAUGACGGGGAUGACUGGCACGAUCUUCCUCAGGACUGCGAAUAUGUGUCUGGUGCUCCCUCUCUUCAAGGGUUGACGCACGACCUCUCCUCCCAGGAGGUCAACGGCCUUUUUCUGGACUCCCAAGGUUGCCCUUUGUUUGAUCCUCGCACCAUUAGACACCUGAGGUCCUCAGAAUGGUCCCUACCUGAGCAUUUAGCACGCUUCGUGCAUUUCUGGAUACGCAAAUGCCGAAUGCCCGCGCCCCAUCCUGCCCGAUAAGAUGGCAGUGACCCCUGAAUUCAACCAAACAGUGGUCGUAUUCAUGUCCCGCACGGGACGGGAUCCCAAGAAGGGUGUUGAGAGAGGCCUGAAGGCCACGCAGGACAAGCUGCUUGAUCUCCUGGGACCUUUGGCAAAAAUCCUAUAUUUCGCAGAUGAGGCUUUGACCUCAGAAGGGGUCUCGUUUUCGAUUUCACGUCGCACGAAAACGUUUUUGCCUUUGGUUUUUUUAUCCGUUUUUUCUGGCUUCACCCCGUCUUUGCGUGGUUAGAACUGUUAUCCGAUACGUGGAAGUUACAGCUCCGUUCCGGAGUUCCCCCUCGGGACAACUACUCAUUUCCUAUGUCCAUCCGCACGCGCCUGUUUCAGCUACCACCCUCGCUAGAUGAGUUCGAUGGUUGCUAUCACUGGCGGGCAUCGAAUCUACGUUUGGGGCGCAUUCUGUAUGCGGGGUGGUGGCCACGAACGCUUUUUCGACGGGUGCUUCUCUGGCGAAUAUUAUGCACUCGCUGACUGGUCUCGUGAAGAGACUUUCCGUAUCUUCUAUUUCCGUCCUACUUCUCAUGCUUCUUUCGCUCUUCUCUCAUAGUGUUAAAAAUGCAAAUAUGAAGCCUCCUGUCAUGUGGUAAAAUUGUAGAUUAUGCUAACAUAGUGUACCUAUAAUCUUAAUUUUAGUAAUGACAGGAGGUGAAUAUUUCCCACCCUUCCUCUCCCUAGCAGGCUUCUCUGUCCUUUUCUACCUAUGUUCUACUGUUGCUUGCGCCUUUUCAUACUUCAUUAUAGUGACAUGAUUUUACAAACUAACAUGAAUGUCUAGAGAUUUGUCACUGGGGUACUGAUGAAAUAUGACCAUUUCGCAACCUUUCACCCUUUUCUCCUCUUUUGCAGUGUGAAUGCUGGUACCAUACGGUGGAUUUACUCUUCGCACCUUGGUCGUUUCAAGCAGGGUUUGGAUUACUUGGGAUCCACAUCGUUAUAUGAGUUAUGAUUGUUGGACUUGUUCACUGGACUGUUAGUUCGCUACAAAGAAAGAGGAAGUGGAAAAGCAUCACAGGGCUAUUUGUAGCAGUGACUCUUGUUUUCUGAUUGGUUUAAAAGUUUUGAUUGACCUGUGCUGCUGAAGUUUUAGUAAAGAAAGAUUAUGCAAAUAUUCGCCUCCUGUCAUUACUAAAAUUAAGAUUAUAGGUACACUACGUUAGCAUAAUCUACAAUUAUGAGACGAUUAGAAAACAAGCCAAACUAUGGGAGUAAAAAAAAUAAAAAAUAAAAAAUAAGACAGAGCCAAAUGUCAAGGGAAACCGUGGAUCAGAAAAAACUAUUUUAUCUGAAAAUGUCUGUGUUUACCCAUAAUGUGCUAGUCACAAAUCACAUUGUUCUUGUAGGUGAAGGUGAGUGUAUAUAACUUAUACUGACAAUGCAUACAGGUUAAUUUAAAAUGCUAGAGAAACCAGUUAUGCAGCCAAUCUGCUUAAUUUCUAUUUCUAUUUGUAAUUUUAGGUGAACAUCAGAGAUGGCAGAUUAGCCAUUGCAUUGUUCUCCCUUUCAGUAAUGGGAAUGAAUCCAGACAUUUCGAUGAUCAACAGUCAACACAGGCAAGAUCAAAAGGCAACGAGCAGCCCCAUAAACACCAGAGAACAUCAGAAAAAUUUAUUCCAAGGUUUUAGACGUGAAAAAAGCAGGCUGAAAUCUUUACUGAAGCCAAUAGACGCAGAUACAAUUGAUGUUUAUGCCAGAGCUGUUUUCCCAGCUGCCUUUGGUGCAGUUAACAUUAUCUACUGGUUGGCUUAUAGAAAUUAAAUCAGACAAAUUGAUGUAUCCUCAGCCGGUCACAGAUACAAGGCUAAUGUGUGUAUGCUUUUCCAUUCAACUCCUUGCGUCAAACUUUUAAUGAAAACCACUAAUAAAGACACUCAGUUUAAGUUAUUU
Molecule: messenger RNA, 53238 nt
Organism: Pelobates cultripes (western spadefoot toad)
Lineage: Eukaryota; Metazoa; Chordata; Amphibia; Anura; Pelobatidae
Source: the annotation of a GenBank genome assembly